This is a messenger RNA of Podarcis lilfordi (Lilford's wall lizard), 54936 nucleotides long. NCBI's taxonomy places the organism in Eukaryota, Metazoa, Chordata, Lepidosauria, Squamata, Lacertidae. The record is from the annotation of a GenBank genome assembly.
AUGCUUUUGAUAACAGGAGGAGCCUUUAAAAAAAAGAAAAGAAAAAGAAAAGGUGUUUUCAAGGAAGGACAAAAUAUAGGUUAGUGUAUUCAGGUCACAGCACUGACAACCCAAAUUGUUAUCCAACAAUUGCUGUAAGUAUAUGGCAGGCUCUUACAUGUACCCUCCUAGAUAGUGGUCUCCCCUAUUUGUUUGUUCUUUAACAGUAAUAAAUAUUCUGUUCAUGUCAUGCUAAACAAAUUUUAGGAGGAAAUCUACAUCCAUAUGCCAGUCCCUAGGCCAUUUCUCAGUCCUGAUCCAAGCUCAUAGCAUCUCCUAAUGGGUUUUGAAUUUCUUUCCAACUUACUCCAAAUGGCAGAAUGCAUUUUUCCUUUUGUUUCAUGGAGGUUCACACAGGAGAGUAUUUGACCUCCAUAUAGUAUAUUACAAAUCCCACUUAACAAUUUCAUAAAUGAAGUCUAGAAAUUUGUGAAGCUGGCCAACUGAACUGAACUAAGCCUCUUACUGACUCAGUUCAUGUGUAACAACUAACCAUGGUUUGAUGUCCUGGCAUGUUAACUUACUGUGGUUCCUACAAACCACAGUUUCCUGUAUUCAGAUAAAAUAGGAAACUGCUGCUUAUAACAAACCAGGUAUGGAAGAUUUAAUUCUUAAAUGCAAAGGGAAGGGAGAGUAUGCAAGCUUUAGUGAAGUAAUCACUAAUGAGCUCAAUGGGACUUACACCCAGAGAAGCAUGUAUAGGAUUGCUUCCUUAACUGGAACUUAAAUCUGUUGAAAACAAAAUGCUGAAAUGCCAAACAGCUAUUGGAUAUGGAAGAUCAAGAUAAAGUGUAUUUAGCUUUGUAGUUCAGGCUUCAAGUGAUUAUUGUCUUAUACAUACUAUCUAGGGGCUCAUAUACCCUGUCAUAUAUGGAUCUAUGUUUAAUAUCAGACUGUCAUUUUACAACAUAAAGCUGACCUGUUGGUUAAGUGGCCUUAGAUUGACAUACAACGCAGCUGACUCCAGGAUAGUGAAAACCUGACAAGAAUCUAGGAGUACAGAAUCUAGGAAUUUGCCUGGAGCCUUGGGUCUGCACAAACUGUUGCCUCGGGUAAACAGGUACUGUUAACUAUUUAUUGCUUGCAGGCAGUUUUGUUAUGUGUUAAGCAAGAGGUUAUGAAACUUGGAAAGCUGACUCAAGUUACUUUGUAAUAAUCUUGUAUCUAUAUUUGUAAGAAAUGGAUAUUAUUUCCUUAAUCUUCCUGUUCAUAUUCUUCAAGAUGAAAAUCCCUGCAUAAAGUUCACCCAAAUUUCCCCAUAAUCAUUUAAAUACAAGGUGUUAAUGGGUGUGGUGCAUUGCUUUGAAAUAAUUUGCUGAUUAUUAUUUUUUGGGAGGUGUUUUUUUCAGUCCCAUUAUUAGAACUUCAGAGCAGAUUCAUAAUGCCGCUGUGAAUGCCAGUUAAAAUAUAACAUCAUGUAUCCACAGUAGGAAUGGAAGGGACUGUCAUUUUAUGUUCUCUUGGUUUCACAUUUUCCUAAUCUUAAAUUCAGUUCUCUGCAUUUCUUCAGGAAUCUGCAUUUUUUCUACAUCUAUCUAUCUAUCUGUCUAUCUAUCUAUCUAUCUAUCUGUCUAUCUAUCUAUCUAUCUAUCUAUCUAUCAUCUAUCUAUCUAUCUAUCUAUCUAUCUAUAAAUCCUAAUGAAAAUUCAUCUUCAUUUUGGUGCAGAUUUCUCCUAAUAAACACAUUUUUGUAUGCAGUUUUUACAAACGUACACAUUUUUUGCAAAGCAGUUACCUCCAAUAUAAUACAUUUUUGUGUGUUAUUUUCACAGAUGUAUUCAAUUUUUAUUCACACUUUGCCCUGAUAUAUGUAUUUAUGAAAACAUUUUUGGUUGGUUGGAGAACCACCUGGCGAAAUUCAGAAAAGUGUGCAUUUCAAACGAUGGCUGUGCUUCAGUUCUGAUACUGUUUGGGGAAGUGCAAAUUUGCUAGAUUCACCUUUAGAUGCAAACUGAAUUGAAUUCCUCCCCCAUCCGUAAUCCACAGGAGCUCUUUGCAGUCAUCCCUGAUCACUGUGGAUGCCAACUGGAUCAAUAGUCUUCCACUUAGAGAAAUAACCUCUGUGGCUUCUUCAAGGGUGAUCCCAUGCCCUGCAUCCUGAAGUCUGUCGGAUCCUGCAGCUUGGAGCAAUGGCACAUUCAUGUCAUAUGCACCCAAAGGAAUAUUUCCAAACGACUUCUUUUAUUGGAGUGGAGUAGUUGGAAAUCACACCUGAUACAGUGAUAUCAAUAAAAAUGUAUUGACUCCUUCUUACUGUUUCAGCAGCUUGUUGUCUUGGACUCAUUCUUUUUUGGAUGUAAUCUCCUUGGGACUUUCUUGAGAUUAGAAGAAUCAUAAUAUUUAUAUAAUUAUUUAUUUUUUAAUAUUACUAUAGAAUUUUACAGGUGGGACUUAUAACAACAACAACAAAAAAUGUUAUGGAGUGCUCCUGUUUAGGUUUCUAGUCAGCCAGCCAUAUCUUCUUCAGUUACGCUUCAUUCUGGUCCCCAUUCCUCCAUAGUUUUCCAUUUCGCCAUCAGCACUCUCUGACCAAAGAGCUUGGUUAGUUGACCUUGGGUUUUGAGUUUCUCCCUGCCCUUUGAGGUUCCUUGCCCCCCUAUUAAAUAUUAUUUGUGCUUGUCCUGAGCAUGCUCAGCCCAAGCAGCACAGCUGCCCCAUGGUUUACUUCUUUAUUGACAAAGUAUGAACUUACAGUAGCUCCUGAGGUGCACUAAAUGUGCGCGUGCACACACACAUACACUCUCUUUCUCUUCUGGUGGCUAGGCAACUGAUGCCCCUCCCUGGGCUUGUGCUGGAGCAAUGGAUGGUUGGAGCAAUGGGUGGCCACGCCUACACCCUCAUCUGACGGUGUGAGUGCAAGCUUCCUGCAACUUCUACAUGCAAGUUGUCACUGUGCCUGCCUUUUCAAGCCCCUCCUGUUUCUAGGGGACAGUGGGGGAGAGGACAGAAGGGAUCCUGCUGCCCCCUCCCUUCAGGCACCAUCUCUCAGCUCCUGGUGCGACAUGGCCUUCUUGCAGCUCCAGCUCCAGUCCUACGUCCUGCACCUCCUCCCUUGUCUCUGACUGCUCAGACCCCUCCCCAUCCUCCAGCUCUGGUUCCUGUCUCUCGGGAGGCACAGGACCCCUGCCAUCUUCCAAGUCUUCUGAAUAAUUUUCUGUCUUCUUCUGCAUGGUUACAUAGACAAUAUUCAGAAAUGGUGCCUGUGCUGCACUAGGUCUCUUCUUUCCUGAAGUUUAUCUAUUUGGCACCUUUCUGUCUCUCAGGGGCAUGUGCCAGGCACUGCUUGCUAUAGAAGCAAGCGCACAUGUGCAGAAACAAAAUUUCAUUCUCAGUUGCUAUCAAAAUUCCGCCCUCAGUUUCCAUUCUCUUCUGAGAUUUCCAAGUAAUUCCCUGUGUUCUUCUGCAUGGUUACAUAGGUAAUAUUUGGAAAUGCCCAGUGGACCUCUUCCUUCCUAGACGAUAUAUAUUUGACCCCCUUCAGUCUCCCAGGAAUGUGAUCCUGUGGAAGCAAGCACACUCAUAUGGAAACAAAAUUUAACUCUCAAGUGCCGCUUUCUUUUGAGACUCCCAAAUAAUCCCUUGUCUCUUUCUGCAUGGUUACAUAGAUAAUAUUUAGAAAUGGUGGCCAUUUCCCAUUGGAUCGGUUCUUUCCUAGAGUGUAUAUAUUUGACCCUCUUCAGUCUCUCAGGAAUAUGUGCCAUGUAGUCUUGUGGAAGCAAGUACACUUAUACGGAAAACAAAAUUUCACUCUCAGUCGUCUGUUGGGAAUUUCUGCAAUCUUCCCAGGAGCUGCUUUGUCCCGUAGCACAGCAAUAUAGUGAAAACACAACAAAACACAAUAGAAGGAAAGGGUACUUUUGUUUUUGUUUUAACAGGGCUGGAGCACAAAUCAGCUCAUAGGUUUUGAAUAAACCAGCUGUCUUCAUUUCACUCCAACAUUCCAGCCAUUCCAGCCACAGUGGAGAGUUUCAAAGAACUGUUUCAGGAGUGCUUGUGGGUAACAGGGUUUUGAGGGUGGAGGUAGAGGGUAUAUAACUGAGAAUCUUUUCCAGUACAGUGGUACCUCGGGUUACAUACGCUUCCGGUUACAUACGCUUCAGGUUACACACUCUGCUAACCCAGAAAUAGUGCUUCAGGUUAAGAACUUUGCUUCAGGAUAAGAACAGAAAUCGGGCUUCGGCGGCGCAGCAGCAGCUAAAGUGCUUCAGGUUAAGAACAGUUUCAGGUUAAGAACGGACCUCCGGAACGAAUUAAGUAUUUAACCCGAGGUACCACUGUAUAUAACUGAGAAUCUUUUCACAGUGCUGAGUCACAGAAAGAGUUACGCUCCCUUUUAAAAGAAGCGCCGUAAAGUACAUUAAACUGGCUCACAAAGGAAAGACGCCUAGAACAGGAGGAAACACGGAGGCUGAGGAGAAUGACACAGCCUUGUCACUGAGAACCAGGUGCCUUCUUUAUAGGUAGGAUCAGACACACCUCCCCCCAAUGGAGCAUGUGUGUGCAUUGGGCCAAAGAGUCGCAAGGAGUGAGCUUGCCCCACCUCAUCUCUAGAAGCUUAGUGAGAGGAGCAGGUCAACUGGUGGGACAUCUUUGUAGCUUCCAUUCAGUUAUGAACCUCUUACCUUGCUCUUAUACCUGGGAAUUGUGACUCCUGGACUUAGCUUGCUACUGAGUCUGUACCCCUAUAAGUCUGAAUAAAGAUCUCUUCCUUCCUUACAAAUAAAAGUCACUGUCAUGUUUUUUUAGGAAGGGAGUGUGACAUCCUGAAGGGUUUGCACAAAGCGUACAUUGAGGUUACAUUUUACUGAGCAAUCAUUUGUUGAUUUGUAUACAGUCUAAACCACUGAGCCUUGGGCUUGCCGAUCAGAAGGUCGGCGGUUUGAAUCCCUGCGACGGGGUGAGCUCCGUUGCUCGGUCCCAGCUCCUGCCAACCUAGCAGUUCAAAAGCAUGUCAAAGUGCAAGUAGAUAAAUAGGUACUGAUGAGGCGGGAAGGUAAAUGGCGUUUCUGUGCACUGCUCUGGUUUUGCCAGAAGCAGCUUAGUCAUGCUGGCCACAUGACUUGUAAAAACUGUCUGUGGACAAAAGUCGGCUCCCUCAGCCAGUAAAGCAAGAUGAGCACAGCAACCCCAGAGUCGUUUGCGACUGGACUUAACUGUCAGGGGUCCUUUACCUUUUUUUUUUAAUACAACAAUGAGCUUUCAUCCUGAUUUGCUUGCUGGGUGUUUCUGCAUCUUCCUGUUAAUCAUCUGUUAAUCAUACCAUACUUUUCAGUGUAUUUUCCUGUCACCUUCCUAACAGCAAAAAAGUAAGGUUUUUAAUUUUAUUUUUUAAAAAUAGGUGUGUGUGUGUGUGUGUGUGUGUGUGAGAGAGAGAGAGAGAGAGAGAGAGAGAGAGAGAGAGAGAGAUAGGGCGAUAGAGCACUUUAAUCCACUUUAAUUGCACAAACCUAACUUUCCACAAUGUGGUUGAAUCCCUCCUGAAAAAUAUUGACGGUCUGGAGGUGACCCAAGCUACUUUCUCUCCAGCUCAGUGCCUCCAUCUGUAAAAUAGGGUUAAUAGUACUGAACUACCUUUUAAGCGAAUUAAACAAAAAUCCAAAUGAAUUAGUGCUGCAUUUAUUUCGCUAAUCUUGACUUUUACACAAAGAAUGUUUAUAGUCAGAGCAAAAGAGCAUUUCUGGAGUCUUGUUUCUUUAAGACACAGUACACCGUCCUUUCAGAAUGCAAAUAUUCGGUGGAUUUAAUAGUUUGCAGUUCGAGUCCGCCGUUUGCUUUGUAACCUGCCACUCGCCGUGACAAAGAUAAUCGCAUUUGGCAGCCUUCUCUUGGUUGAGCCAGGCAAAUUGAAUUAAUAUACUGCAGAGAUUAAAUGUUUUAGCAAUUGCUGUUGCUUGCAGAAUUGGGAGAGGGAGAGCAAGCAAGUUUUGGAGCACAAGGAGCUUACUUCCUGUCCUGCCAUAUGGUGCUCUCCCUGAGAGAGAAGGUUUGAUCUUUGGCUUCUCACCACAUCAAAUUGAUUACUAAGAAGAAGUGGGGUGGGGUGGGGACUGCAAGCAUGCUAAGUGCUGUUUCAUUCCAGGCUCCUUUGCAACCGCUAUUCAUUGUCUUAGCAGGGCAGCCCAUUAAACCCGUGUGCAGAACGGCUUCUGAAGGACUUGCCCUUUGCAGGCUCUUUCAGUGUCGCUCAUUAAGUUGUGUGUUGCUUUGAAUUAACGGGCCUGUAACUCAUCUUGCAUCUCUCUUACAAACUCAUUGGUUAACAGAAGCGGAGCUCAGGUGUUUUCUGCCUACUGCUAAGAACUGAAAAAGAAAGGGGCGGUUGUUUUGGAAACGACAGUCUGAUUAGGUUAUUCCAGAGGGGUAACCAUGUUAGUCAGUUGCAGAAAAAACAACAGAGUAUUGUGUGGUGCCUUUAUUAUGGCAGAGCUCAUUUUGUCAGAUGCAUGAAAUCACCCUUUGGCAGAGGGUGGCCUUCAACUAAGUUUUUACUCAGAGUAGACCACCAAUUGAAAUUAUUGGCCGUGACUUAAUAAUGUUUAUUGAUUUCAGUAGGUCUACAUACCCUCCAACAUUUCUCCAAUGAAAAUAGGGGCAUCAUAUUCAAUGAAGAUGAUGAUGAUGAUUUUAUUAUAGUUCUAUGUGAUAGCUUUUUAUGUUAAACUUUUCAAUCUCUUUUGUGAUGAGAUUGUGUACUGUAUGCUUUUUAUUUUUUGUUUAUUGACUGUAAUGAAUUCAUAGAAUCAGUUGAUCUUUGGACAGAGAUAGUCUGGCCACAGUGGUGUUUGUUUUGGUCCUCCAGUUGGAUUGCUGGAGUGGGUUAUUCAUGGCACUGCCUUUGGAGACAAACUGGAAGCUUCAGUUGGGGAAGAAUGCAGAGGUCAUAGUUAUGACUGGAACUGCCAGGUUUGGUAUACCUGGUACACCAAUUUUAUAACUGGUGUAUCAGGAAGUUUUUUAAUGUUUGACAUUUUACUUUGUUUUUGUAUGCACUGUAAGCUGCCCGUAGUGGCUGAGGAAACCUAGCCUGAUGUGCGGGGUGUAAAUGUUGUUGUUGUUGUUGUUGUUGUUGUUGUUGUUAUUAUAGCUCUGCAUCAAUGCAAAGUGUCCAUCAUUAUCUUUAAUAAAGCCAUAGAUAGUUUGGGAUGUAGAUUCAAGAAGGAGCAUUUCUUCCCAUUGCAAUGGGCCCAUAACUUCUACUGAGGUCCCCUGAGUGCUUCCAUUAAUAGAGGUGCUGUAUUCAGGAACAAGGGAGAGAGCUUUCUGAGUAGUGGCACCUCAGUUAUGGAAUGCCCUCCCUUAACAGUCUCACAUGAUACCUGCGAAACAUUUUGACCUCAGGAAAACUAUUUGCAUUUACCCAGGCAUUCUAAUAUGUUGUAAAUCCUACUUUCAUUUUCAAGGAUUUUGUCAGCUCUAUUAUUUAUAUCGUGAUAUAAAUUGGUUGCAUGCUGCCCUUAAAUCCAAAUAGUAUAGACAUGUUUUAAAUAAAUGAAACAGGUGCUUUUUAUUCUCCUUAAUAGUGGUUGGCAGGAGAUACCUUUCCUACUUAUGAAGUAGUAAUUAAAUGCCUACUUGCUGCCACUAAGCUAUGUCUUGCCUAGUUAUGGAGGUUAUCUAAGGUCCCUACUCUCUCUGUCAGCUAUGGGACUUUGCAAUUAUGAGUAAAUUAACUGAACAGAUCCUAGUAGCAGGAGGACAAAUCAACAACAACCCUGCUUCCUUGAAAGUUUGUUACUUUGGUUUCAUAUACUGUACAGUACUAAUAUAAGCAAGCAGACAUUUCUCAAGCCACAAACUGAUAUAUUACAGUUAUGGUCCUUUAAUAUUUGCCAGCUUUUUCACAAAUGUAUGUUACGGAAUGUUGGAAUGGGGUAGGGGAGGAAAUGUUUUGUGCAGUGCCAACAAUCUAGAAAGACCUAAUGACCCACCCAUUUAGUAGAGAUCUCCUUCAUCUCUGCUUGCUAUAUUUUGACUGUGCAAUGGUUUUUUUAAAAAAUAAAAGAACCAGAUCACUUAGAAUCAUAGAGUUGGAAGGGAUCCUGAGGAUCAUCUAGUCCAACCCCCUACAAUGCAGGAAUGUGCAGCUGCCCCAUAUGGGGAUCAAACCUGCAACCUUGGUAUUAUCAGCACCAUGUUUUAGCCAGCUGAGCUAUCCAGGCUUAAAAGGCUUAUUAACAGGUUAUUGGUGAUGAUUGAGACAUGGAGCCUCCAUGUUCAUGGCAGCAUAUCCCUGGUGAUCAGAUGCUGGGAUGAAAGAACAAGCGAUGGAUAAUUCAAUGUCCUGGUUGUCUGCUUCCCAGAAACAUCUGCUGUUCCUCUGUGUGUGUGUGUGUGUGUGUGUGUGUGCGCGCGCGCAUGCAUGCAUGCACGCACGCACGCUCUUGAUAGUGAGUCUUAAAAUGGACCCUAUUCAUUUCAUGUAAAACAGAAAUAAAAUGAGCAGGUGAGUGCAGGGCUCCUGCACCUUUAAUAAUAAACUGCACUUGGUGAAAUUUCAUCUUCUACACAACUAUUAAAGGUGCAGGAGCCCUGUCAUCUUUUCCAACCUGAACAGAAAUUAACCCCAGGAAACAGGAUGCUCUACAAAAACAAGCAAACAAGCAAAAACAAGCAUCCCUCUAGGAUGCUUCGAUUAAACUGCAGAAUCAGCAAGAAUUUUCCAACAACUUGCUCCUUAUCAACCCAAAUUCCUGCCUAAAAUAACCCAUAGCCCAGCCCGUUAUGUAUAGCUAUUUAAGAUCAGGGAGGCUCCUGUAGAAGGACUAAUCCCACUUGCAGUAACUGUGUCAGGGAAGUCACAGAAUGCCCUGUACAAUCAGCAUCCUGCUGAGGAUUUCUUGCCUCUGUGGGUGAAUCAUCUGGCGAUAAGGUGAAGAAAUCACAUGCCUGGAUGGGUUAUAAAACAGCAGUUCCACGUGGCUGGUGAGAUGUUCUGUCAGGCUUAUGAGAUUUUGGAACUUAGUCCAUUGGCAGGCUGCCUUCAGCAGUAUAGACAGGGCAUGUGGGAGCAACGCUCUCCUGCUAUACACGAAUGUCUGCUUCAAUCAUUAUCUAGUAUAACCAUCAGGUGUCAGUCACAAAUCCACACAUCCCUUGCUCCUGCAGAGCCACUCUACAUUUGAAAACUAGAGGAGACACACAAAGUGGUCAUUUAAGCAAUGCAUUUCCAUUUAACACUUGUGUGUUGAUAACCCAGUUGUUGAGAGUGUUUUUCAAAAAACAAACAUAUCACAUGAUCAUCUGCUGAGUUGUCCAGAGCUUGUUUAAAAAAGAUCUAUCUGUAAAUACAGAGAUUGAUACAGCAAUUUUCAUGGUGUUUUAACCAGUAGUGCAGUAGCAAAUUUAGAAGUGCAGUGUCAGGGCUGGUUCAGCACAGAAAUUCAAAAGUGAGCAGUAAGGUUGAUUCUUUAUUCAGAGAGACAAAACACAGCAGAGAACUUGGUGGGCAGAACUAGCCCAAUGAAGCAGUUGCCAGAACUGUGGAUCUGAGCCUCCAGCGAGCUGCCUUCCCCAUAGUAGCAAACUCCUUCAUGGAGGGGCUGUCUGUGCCUUUUCUUAUGCUACAUGCAAUGGCCUCCUCGUUCUUCAGGACAGAGGAGGAGGGGAGGGGGAAACUGUGGAAGUGGCAGAUUGCUGGGGAUCUGUUGCUGCCUCAGCCUCCUCCUCCUCAGCUGUCUCACUCUCAAUGAAACCUAUUGCUUGCUCAGCCUCCAACUUGUCUGCCCCCUUUCUUCCUCUGACUUAUCUUCUGAAUCCCACCACCAUCCUCCUGACUCGGAGCCUUCCCACUCUGAUGCUUCCCGGUGGGGUGGGUUCCCUGGCUGUAGCCUCCCACCAUUCCCCCUCAUCUAGCCAGUCCCUGAUCCAUUCAUACAAAUCACAGCCACGCCCCUCUCACUGCUAUGCUUCCUUAUAAGACUUUAUAAUCCACUAAGAUUAUACAGUAAUCUUAUAAUUAUACAAUAAGAGCAAUUAAGGAUGCAUGUGCUACUUUUUGUGUGUGCGCGUAUGCAUAGGCAAAUGAUUUGGAGAGCUCCAGUCUCUUCUUUCAGAGCGAAUGGCGUUUUCCUUGCAGUUCCAUCUUACAUAACAGAACUUGGAACACCCUUUGUUUUCAGUGUUCCCAAAUGCUUAGCUUUGGAGCAUCCAGAACAACAACUGCAUGAUGUUCUUCCCAUGUGCCUUCUCAAGAGUGACCCAAGGAGCUGUUGGAAACACGCCUGGGAAGGCCCCCAACUUCCCAAGUCUUCGGGGCGUCUCUCCAGUGGUCCUCCCUGGCUGUAAAUCUCCCUCAGUCCAGAGAGACCGGUGAUAAGCGACUCCUCUCUCCUGAGAGGAGCACACUCGUCUUCUGGUGUAUCAUUGCAGAAGAAAGACUCAAUCAGUAGCUCUAAAACUACUUUAUUUACAGUCUAUAUACAAAGACUCCAUCAGCACGUCUGUGCUCUUUCAGCAUCAGUACAGAACAGCAACACUUUCAGAAGUGAAACUAACUUCCAACAGUCCUCAGACUUCCUGUCUCAUGCUCACUCAGACACUCACAUGAUGUACACAAAACAUAGUACAACAGUACCACUUGCUGGAGCAGCUCGGAGAGAUAAAAAUCCUAACAGGAGCCAGUCCUCAGUGGCUGACUCACCUUUCCCUCUGAUUGGCUUGAAUCAGCACAAAGGGGCGGACGGCUCCUUCUCAGUGGCUGGAAAGAUCCACUUUCAUGCUGACUGGGUGGUUCUAGGGUGCUAGAGACAGGGACCUUGCUGAGUCUUUGAUCCCCUGUGACGACUGGGCCACCACACCUCUGGUUUUAACAAACAAAAGACUGUGUUUGGAAGAAGUGGUCUCCAUUCAAAUUUCUGGUGCUCGCAACAGAUUAUUGGGGAAAAGUUAAAAGAAUAGAAAAUGAGUUGAAAGAAAAACCUAAAAUGGCAAUUCACAGGACAUAUCUUGGAUAUGCUUACUUGGAAGUUAUUUCCACUGUGUCCAGUGGAACCAGCCUGACAUGUUUUGCUGCUGUAGGCAAAAUGCCCUGAUGCCACACCCCACAGAACCAAGCCUCCUUGCCCAGCUGUUGCACCUGUUCUGCCACCAGCCCUGCCAGUGAAACUGCACAGGUGCCUGUGGCUGUGCCACAAUGCCGCCACAAUGCAGUGACAAGGGUGCAGUGGUGCGAGUGAAGCCUGCGGGGGGGGGGAAGGUUGGCAGCAGCUCAGUGGCUGGGGUGGGGAGAAGGUAGGGCAAGGGUCGGAUCUGCUACCUGAGGCAAAUGGCUUCACCUUGUCUUAUUGAUGAAUGGCGCUCACCCUCUGAUAAGUUUUAAGGUUGCUGCUUAGUGAUGCAGUUCCUAAGCUGCAAUCUUAUGUACAAUUAUUAUUUUAAUAGAAUUUUCGCUUGCUGAGUGUGUACUCUCUUUUAGAGAGUAAGCCCUUUUGAAAUUACAGGGACUUCUGAAUAAGAAUAUUAUUAUUAUUAUUAUUAUUAAUAAUAAUAAUAUCAUCAUCAUCAUUAUCAUUGCGUAGGAUUGCACUGCUGUCGAUGUGUUAUCAUGCAUAUAGUGCUGGACUAGAAAUCCUUACUUGGCUUUGCUGUGCAGCUUCCUGGAAUCUGUUGAGCAAGUAAUUAGCAUUUAGACUAACCUACCUGUAGUGCACAUAAAAUGGGAUCACCCCAGGGAUGCUAUUGUGAGCUCCCUGGAGCAAGGGUGGCAUGCAAAUGAGAUAGACAAAUAAAAUGACAUACAUCCCGGGCUUACUUAUUUGAGGUCAGGAAGUGGGGAUGUAAGAACAUAAGAAGAGCCUGCUGGAUGAGGCCAAUGGCCCAUCUUAGUCCUGCAUUCUGUUCUCAUGAUUGCCAACCACAUGCCUGUGUGAAACAUGCAAGCAGGACCUGAAGGCAAGAGCACUUUCCCCUCCUGUGGUUUCCAGCAACUGGUAUUCAGAAGCAUUACUGCCUCUGACCGUGGAAGCAGAGCAUAGUCAUCACAGCUAGCAACCAUUGGUUCCCUUAUCCUUCAUGAAUUUGUCUAAUCCUCUUUUAAAAUUGCUGGUUAUCACUGCCUUAUAUGGAAUGUAGUGUCCCAUAGUUUGACUAUGUGCUGCAUGAAGAAGUAUGUCCUUCAAAAUUCAGAUUCAUUAGAUAUCCACAAAACCAUUAACAGUCCACAAAGUGCAUAGAGAAACAUUGCGGACUUCCAGAUGCACCACCAGUGUCAUGGUGUAACUUCCAGUCAAUUAAUCCCAUCACAACACAGCUGCAUUGUUUUGGGGUUUUGAAGGUUUCUAAUGAAAGACUGGGAGGAGCUGGGAGUAAUUAAUUAAGCUGGCUAUAAUGGACACGUGUUCCAUUUUCUCUCCCUUACAUUUUAGGUGCAUAAACAUUGUCCUGUUGUUUGGUACCAGCUUUGCCAAGCAACACAGUGGGAAUUUAGCUGGUUAAUCAUAAAUGGGGACGCAUGCUGCCUUUUGUACUGAGGUCUGUGAGAGAAUGAUAAAUCCCGAGCGGCAGUGCAGGGGGCAGCUGUAUAGGAGGAUAAUGCACUGCCUGAUGCAAGUGAUUUGAGGGAGCUGCUUGAUUUAGUAACAUCCGGUUUACAUAAUGUGGAGCGAUUCUGGCCUCUCGAAAAAUUGACAACAACCACUGAAGAUUACCGCACGCCAGCAGCCGUUUUGUGGAUUAUCUGCUUCAACGUCCCAGAAGAUUAAUAAUGUCACUUUCAUCCCAGUGUCAAUAUGCACCAUCUCCUGAUGAACAUGGUGCCAAAAAUGCUGCCAAUCUCCCUUUCCCUAUUUCCCCUCAUCUCUGCUGCUCAAAACAAACACACUCGCCCUCCCACACCCCUUGUAUAUGGUUCUUCCAAGCACAGAAGGAGAGAAGUGAGGGAACUAGUCUGAGAAUUAAGUGUUGCCUGUUUGUGACUUUCUCCACCCUUUCAUUUGGAAUUGGUGAGAGUCAUUUCAGAGGUGACCUCAUAAGCGCCCCAUUUUUCUUGUCUCCUGAAUUCUUCACCGCCCCCCUCUUUUAAGAUAGCACAGUAUUUGGGGCUGUCUUUGAAAAUGUUCCAGAAAUUUAAGUUACUUAGGAACUAAAUAUCUCGAACUGAGCAAUCUAAGCGCAUUGGAUCAGUGCUUUGCCAUCUUCACUGGUUCUCCAUUGCUGGGCCCUACUCAUGGUUUUGAACUUUAAGAUCCUUCACAGCUUGGGACCAGCUUGGGGUGAGGGUGCUCUAAAAGAAAACUGCCUCUCUCCACAGGUGCCUGCCUGGACCUUGAAACCUGGUUAAGACCCACCAUAAAGGAGGGCACACUCAAUUGCAAUUCUUGGCUGGAGCUUUCGUUGCACCUUUAAGCAGAUAGAGACAUAUGGCCCUAUUGAGAAAUGGCAAAAAUCCAGCAACAGUCAGGUUGUGACCAAUGAUGGCCAGCUCACCCUAAGGCCGCACUACUUUGGGAUGCAAAAUGCGGCUUCAUAUGAUCUAUAUGUUUUGCAUGUGCUUCCUUUGUCCCACAGCCUCCCCUUGUAGGUAACAUUCUCAAACUAUUUUCUGGGCCACUCUCUGUAGUGUCAGCUAGUUGCUAGCAAGAAUUCUGCAUAGCAUUGUCUGAUCAGAAUUUCAAAUAUAAAAAGAAGCAGUUAGCACAUCACUUCUAUGGAAUUGCAGCAGAGCCUAAUAUAUUCUUUUCUGUAAUAAGCAUGUCUUCAAUGGUCCAUGUGGUUCUGGAGAAAGAACAUGCAUGUGCAUAUUCUGUGCUAAAAAAUAUGGAUUCUGCAACGGAUAUGAAUCAGACACGCUGAGCUUAAUUUAUUAUACUUCACUUUUACUGCUUUGCUUAAUUACCGUAUUUUUCGCUCUAUAAGACGCACCAGACCACAAGACUCACCUAGUUUUUAGAGGAGGAAAACAAGAAAAAAAAUAUUCUGAAUCUCAGAAGCCAGAACAGCAAGAGGGAUCGCUGCGCAGUGAAAGCAGCAAUCCUUCUUGCUGUUCUGGCUUCUGGGAUAGCUGCGCAGCCUGCAUUCGCUCCAUAAGACGUACACACAUUUCCCCUUACUUUUUAGGAGGGAAAAAGUGAGUCUUACAGAGCAAAAAAUACGGUAAUUCUGUGUUGGCUAUUCUUGGCGGCGGGGUUGGGGGAGGGGGGGGAACUAUGCUUUGGAAUACAGUACUGACUCCCCAACCACUUCAAAUCUUAUUCAGCCUCUCCCCGCCCCAGCUUCUCAGAUUUCAGCAGUGAUGGAGGCUAGGAACUUGUGAGAUUUUUAAAAACGAAUGUUGAGAUUCCCAGGUAAGCUGAAAUACGCACUCUGCUAGACUCACAACAUUAGGGUUGCCAUAUUUCAAACAGUGAAAAUCCAGAUAGAAAAGUCAUUGUAAAUUAAGGUGACUCUUCAUAUAAGAAUUGCUAGGCAACUCUGGUUUGAUAGCAAUGAUGAAAUAUAUUGCAGAACACAAAAACAUCAAUAAGCACUCUGUUUCUGUUAUAUGCCAAAUUCUUGUACUCCUUCCCCCUCUCCUUCUUGCUUUAUUGGCCGCUGGAUUAUUUGCAUUUGUCUUGAAUAUUGGCAGAGAGGUUUGUAAAAAUACAGCUUUGUCUUUGGGACUUCAGAAAAAGAUUGGCACAUUAUUAUUCUUUUAUUCUGUGAUGAUGUUGCGCCAUUUGGUGCCCAUGGGCAUGAAAAGUGCAACUGGGAAGGUUUGUAUCUGUAUCAAAGCAACAUUUUAUGUGCUACUCCCAAUUGAUUGCCUAUUGAAUUUUGAAGUGAUUUAUCGGCUAUGCUCCUGAACAUAUUAUGAAUAAUUCAGUCCUUUAAUGCAGUUUGCAGCAUUAACACAACUUUAUUUAGUUCCUUUUGGCUGGGUUUUCAGAAGUUCCUGCUGCUUUUAAAGGAGCCAGGCUUGGGACUUAAAAAAACAAAACAAAUCUGAUUUGCAGUACUUGGCAACUCACUCUGAAAAGCAGGUUUGUUGCCCUUCUGCUGUUACAGGUGCACCAGAAAUUUAAAAUGCAAUCGGCCUCCUGCCCCCCAAAUAUUUGCACGUUCACAUCAUUAUCACAAACAGACCAAGAUUUUAACCACAAUUUGAAUUGGGUUUGAAAAUCAUGGUUAAAAUUUGAGGGGCCAAUUUGUAAUGUGAAAAAGGAAACUAUCCACUGCAAAAGAAUACAAAUAUUUGCAUAACAUUUGCAUGUGCUGGUUUAUGUGCCUAGAUGCAUAUUUAUCAAUAAUUACCUUAAUUUAAAUAGAAAUACAAUUUAUCUCACCAUAGCGGGGAAGACUUUGGUUAGCUGACUCCUGGGCCUGCUCUGUUGCCUCCAGACUGCCUCUGUUUUGUGGGAGGGAUUCAGUCGCAUUCCAGAAAUUGAGGUUGGGGCAAUUAAAGUGGAUCAAAGCAUUCUGUGCAGCAUAUUCUCAAAGAACUGACCCCAUGCUUUUGACUGUAGGGACAAUGUAGACCCAAAUGAAUAUGAUGGCAUAAGGGAAAGAGAAGGUAGCUCACACUUAGGGACAUGUUCUUGAGAGACGGAGAGUGGCAGGAAACCCAUGUUAUUUGGAUUGUUCAUCAUGAGAGCUCCCAUCCUGUAGAGCAGUGUUUCUUAAACUUUUGUCCCCAGCUGUUGUUGGACUACAACUCCCAUCAUCCCAAGCUAGCAGGACCAGUGGUCAGGGAUGAUGGGAGCUGCAGUCCAACAACAGCUAGGGAUCCAAGUUUGAGAAACACUGCUGUAGAGCAAGGGUGGGGAUCCUCCUGGGCCCAAAAUGCAGCCCCCCAGGCCUCUCUGUCUGGGCCCCAGGACACACCCUCGCCAGCUCUACUCCUAGCCCUUCUCAAGGACUUGGCUGGAAUGCAUCCUUGAAUGCUGGUCAUGCCUCUUGUUUGCCUGAAUGUAGGACUGUGGGUGUCCAAGCACCUAAAUGAAUGGGAUGUGGCCAAUGGUACAAAUAUGAGAGGCACAUCCAUUGCCCCACACUGGCAUGUGGCUCUCAGCUGAUUCCCCUUCAUAGAAUCAUAGAGUUGUAGAGCUGGAAGGGGCUACGAGGGGCAUAUAGUCCAUCUCCCUGCAAUGCAUGAAUAUUCUGCCCAACAAUGGGGCUCUACCAACUGAGCUGGAAUGCUCAGUUUGGAUUUUUUUUUUUAAAGGUUCCCCAUUCAUGCUGUAGGGUGACCAUAGGAGAUAGUCUAAAAAGAGCUACGGGGGAAAGGCUGUAGCUCAGUGAUAGCACUUCUGCCUUGCAUGCAAAAGGUCCCGGGUUCAAUCCCCUGUAGGUCCCCUGUCUGAAACCCUAGAGAGAUGCUGUCAAUCUGUGUAGACAAUGCUGAGCUAUAUGAGCCAAUCAUCUGACUCAGCUUCCUGGCAGCUUCCUGUGUCCCCAAGAGCAGCUCGUGCUUCUGAUUCAGCUCUGUUGAGCCAAAUACAAGCAUUUUUCAGAGUAAAAUGGGGGCACAUCCAAAACAUCCUUUUGCAGCCACUCAAAAAUCCUGGGGAAUGUGGUAGGAACCGUGGCCUUCAGUCACUUAGAGGCUGCAAGAAUAAUUUUUAAAAAGCAAGCUUUCACUUUAGCCUUGCAAAGCAGCCUACAGAAGUUACUAUCGCUCAAAUUGAGUAUUGGGUAUUGUCCGAUCUGGUGUUGAUGGAAAGGAGAUCAAGCACUAUGUGUGCCUAAAUCUGCUUGGUGUAAGGGAUUCCCUGCAGUCCUGUUGCCUCUCAUGUGUGCAUUGGCUUAGAUAUGCUCUCUGCAUGCAGAUUACUCCGUGGUGUAUUGAGGCCAAAAUCUCUAUUUCAGGAAAAUUAAUUGGAUUGAGAUUUAUUUAUUUGAGGUUUAAUAUUUGUUCCCCAGAGAUGGAAUGAAAGUGUUGCCGUCUGCAGUGUACUCAGCUAAUCCUAGCCUUUCCUGAAUGUUAAGCUUUCUUUAUGGCGUCAGUGCUGUUGCCAUACAGAAUCAUAGAACUGUAAAGUUGGAAAGGACUCUGGGGAUCUUCUGGUCCAACCCCUGCAAUACAGGAAUCUCAGCUAAAGCAUCCAUGGCAGGUUUGGUUUUCAGACCCUUGAUCAUCUUGGUCGCCUUCCUCUGCAUACGUUCAGCUUGUCAAUACCCUUCUUAAAUAGUGGCACCCAGAACUGGACACAGUACUUCAGGUGUGGUCUGACCAAGACACAAUAGCGGGUGACUAUUACUUCCCUUGAUCUGGACACUAUACUUCUGUUGGUGCAGCCUAGAGAAGCAUUAGCUUUUUUUUUUGCAACUGCAUCACACUUUUGACUCAAGUUAAGCUUGUUGUCUGCUAAGACCCUUAGAUCCUUUUCACAUUUACUAUGUUUUUUAUGUGUUGGAAGCCGCCCAGAGUGGCUGGGGCAGCCCAGCCAGAUGGGCAGGGUAUAAAUAAAGUAAUUACUACUACUACUACUACUACUACUACUACUACUACUGGCAAGCCAAGUGUCUUCCAUGUUACAUUUGUGCAGCUGGUUUUUCUUUCCUAAGUGUAGAACCUUACAUUUGUCCCUGCUGAAAUUCAUUUUGUUAGUUUGGACCCAGUUCUCCAAUCUGUUAAGGUCAUAUUGAAUCCUGGUAUUGUUUUCUGUGGCAUUCGCUACCCCUUGUGGUUUGGCAUUACAGUGGUACCUUGGGUUACAUACGCUUCAGGUUACAUACGCUUCAGGUUACAGACUUUGCUAACCCAGAAAUAUUACCUCAGGUUAAGAAUUUUGCUUCAGGGUGAGAACAGAAAUCGUGCUCCGGAGGCGCAGCAGCAGCGGGAGGCCCCAUUAGCUAAAGUGGUACUUCAGGUUAAGAACAGUUUCAGGUUAAGAACAGACCUCCGGAACAAAUUAAGUACUUAAUCCGAGGUACCUGCAUCUGCAAAUUUGGUGUCAUCUGCAUCACCCGAAUUCCUUCAUCCAAGUUAUUUAUAAAGACAUUGAACAGCAACAGGGCCCAGGACAGAACCCUGAAGCACCCCACUUGUCACUUUUUCCCAAUAUGAUGAUGAGCCACAUCAUUUGCAUAUAAUGCUACUCCUCCCCCCUUGUGUUUGUUUGUUUAUGACUCCCUAAUUUAAUCUUUCCUGUUCUUUCUUUCUUUCUUUCUUUCUUUCUUUCUUUCUUUCAGCAAUUCAUGAAUUUCCUGAUGAUCUAUUCACAAAUAAGGAAAGGCAGAAAGGAGCAGUAUUGCUACAUAUUCUUGGUGUAAGUAUACCUAACUUUUCUCAUAUAUGUUGCUGUUAUUGUGCAGAUGGUUAGCUUAAGCGUGACACUGAUUUAUUUAUUAACUUGGGGUGCAGAUGUUGUUGGACUAUGACCCCAAUGAUCCCUAACCAUUGUGCUAGCUGGGGCUGGUGGAAGUUGGAGUCCAAAAACAUCGUGGGGGGAGGGGACACACUGAUUCCCACCUAUGCCCUUAAUUUAUAUAUGCUUUCCAUUUAUAGCCCACUUCAUCCUGAAGGGUUGGAGAGAGUAAGUUCUUUAAUGGAGCUCUGCUUUCAGUUGACAGACUUCCUGGAGACUAUGAAAAGCCACACAGCCAGUCAAAACAGAAAAUACUUGCUUAGAUGGACAAACCGUCUGACCUGAUACGAUGCAGUAGGAGUGUCCACAGAGCCUCAGCUCCUAAAAAAGCUCAGGGCAGAAUCUCACAUGACACUUAAUAUGGGCUAGUAGUUGACAGAAAUGCUGUAGGAUAUCUCUUCACCCUGUAUCAUCGGCUUCUGCUGGUAAGGGCAGGGAAAUUCAGUGCGAUGAUGCCAGGACUCUCGCAAGUUUUGCUGCGUGUUAGGAAAGCUGAAGGGAAUAACUUAAGACUUGCCUGCUAUUUCUAAGCAGCCUCAUAAUGCACAGUUCUAUCCUGUUUUAUUUGCCUUUUAACUUUGGUUAUCCUGAUGCAAAACAUGGAGAGUUCUCCUUUACAUCCUCCUUGUGCUUCAGGACCAAAUUACAUGUUGCGUGCGAAUGCAUGUCACAGAAGUCUGAUGGAGAUUAUUAUUAUUGUAAAAGCUGAUUGGGAGCAAAGAUGCAGGGCUGAGCACAUAACCUUCACUUCUCCUCAUGUAGUUUUAAAUGUAUUUUGCAAGCAUUCAUAGAAUCAUAGAAUUGCAGAGUUGGAAAUGAACCCCCCCCCCCGGGUCAUCUGGUCCCUGCAAUGCUGUCCCUGGGUGGGCUUGAACCACCAACCUUCUGAUUAACAGCCAUGUGCACUGACCCCCAAUUCAUAACAUUCAUUGUAGUUUAGCCCUCAGAAAAAAGAAUAACAGUAUAUUUCCAGGAAAACCUGUUACAAUUGUGGUUCAACAUUUUCCUAGUUUUUAAAAGAAAACCUGCAAUGUGCCCUGCAGCUGUUGAUUAUUGUGAAAUAUAGAUCCUAUAUUGUUAUAUAUUGAUUUCAUUGAGGUGGACUACAAAAUAUCCCAUACAGGGAGCAGCAAGACAAAAUAAACAAAUCACCAAGUGGCAGCUUUAGGGAGAUGUGACUGUUUCUUUAUGGUGCAUUGCAAACUUUCUAGAAAGAAGACCAUUGGGCAUAACCCAGUUUUCUUCAUCUAGGAUUGGUAAAUGGAUCCCUCCAAGCAACCAAGUACACAUGCAGCCUGAUCAUAUGCACAUUGGUCAGAAAUAAGCCAAAUUUUUGUCCAGUGAGACUUUCUCCUAGAUCAGCCUGCGCAGAAUUUGCAACUUUAAGGUGGUUUGUAUGCAGCAAGGCAACACAGAGCUCUUGAACAUACAGGCCUGCUCACAGACUUCACAGGAAGAUGCAGGCCCAUAUAAAUGAAUGGUAGGAGAACUCUUGCAGGUGCAUUUUCCAGGCUGUGGGAUGGGUUGCACUAAGAAGGGGGAAGAGACCUAUGGUGCUUCUUAAAACAAGAUGACCAGCCCCAGGCCUUGUGUGUAUACUGACACACACAGCACCGUGGCUCCCCAUUCUGGAUCCCCAUUCCUGUCAAUGGAAGAGACAGUAAUGAGCAAGUGGAACCUUCUCUCUGUAGGACUAAAUAAUGAAGAUGUUGCUUUGGAAUCUCAAUACCUGCAAAACACCCAUGUAUUCAAUUGACUGUGUGUAGUUCAGGGAAGGGACUUACCUAUUUUAUUUAUUGUUUAGCAUCUAACAUACAUUUCAGGUGCAAUUUCUGCUCAUUGGACACACCUUCUGUCAGAAGGGGGCAAUUUUUGUUGAUUCUCCUCCCCUCUGCAGCUUCUUGUGGCCCCCCAAAAUCUAAUUUUAGAAGACCUUCUAAAACAGUUUGCUGGGAGGGGGUGGAUUCUGCGGGGGGUGGGGGUGGAGCAGAAUGAGCAGAAAUCACCUUCCUGCUCCCUUCCACCAGCCUCUAAUGGAUUGAAGGUCCUUUUGAAAAAGGAAGGACUCCUUCUUUUCACAGAAAGCACGCUUAGAGUCCAGGUCUAUAAGAUGGCAGCAAGUUACAAACCCAUUUCUGUUUUGGGUUUCAGGAAGUAGUAAUGGCUUGCCUAUGAUAAAGCCUCCUCUUUUCUCUUCAGCAGUUCUACAAAUUUCUGAACUAAUUCAAUUCAGUAUCCAUAAUCAGGCUCAGUUAUAUUUACAUUUCUGCUUUAAAGUCACCUCUUCAGUGGUUUCACAUUUUAAAUGCAAAUUGUUCUUUUCAAUUGUACUGUUUUAAAGAAUAAAUCUGAAUUUCAUGUUUGUAUUUUGAGAAAUCGGGUGAUUCAAAUGGCCUCUGGCUAAAUUGCUAUUUUAAUAAUAAAGGAGAUUAGAGGUCUGUCUUGGUGAGGAGAACUGGGAGAGUGUUUUGGCACCUGCUGCUGUGACUAGCAGAGGGAGGUAUAGGGCCCGGGGUUGAUCAGACCAGGUAAGAAGAAGGGGCAUAAGAAAGUUGAAGGUCAUUUUUCCUUCUGGGCCAUCUUCCACACAAAAGGCUUUGGGUUGCCAUAACCAAAAGUCCCUGGUCCUGUUGCUGCUAAGUGCCAAAUCAGCCCAUAACAAGAGAUCCCUGACCUACCAUUUGAUAGUUGAUGAAUCUGGCAUGUAUUACUAAGACCUGGAGAGGUGUCCUCAGAGGCUUUGCCCUUCUGGUUACUUGGUGCAGCAGCCACACAAGUUGGAGGGCCUAGGGUAGGGUCACUGUUGUUCAUAGGAUUGUAAUCUUCUUGACCAGGAAACCCAUCCAUUUCAGAUCCAGUUUCAAUGGUUUGUUCUCAGCAUUCGAAACUCCAUUAGUCCUAGGCAUUUUUUGCUACAAGGGAUUUCAUUAGCGCGAGCAGUUUCUGAGCUCUGGGUGCAGUACCGUGCCUAAGAUUUCAGAUUAAAACUGCAGAGUGGAAGGAAAGGAGGACCUUUUUCUGCCUCCCCACUUCCAGCUACUCUCUGAAGACUGGAGAAGAGACCCUCUUAAGAAUAUUAGGGGGGCAGGCAGGGGAAGUAUGGCUUUAUAUUUUGCAGUCUUCACAUGAGAACUAGACCAUGUGAAAAAUGAAUAUAAUAUUUUAGCUGCAGUUCAUUCAUUUUCAGCUUUGUAUUCUUUCUAUAAAAAGUGUGCCUAGACAUUCCAUUGUUGUACCCAUAACCUAGGUUUAAGGUGCCAUUUAGCUCCUAGCUUUCGUAUCUCAGUUUCUAACACUAUUUGUUCAUAGUGUUGGGGCCAUCAGGAGCUCCCUAGUGCAGCUGAUGGGUUCACUGCCAGUGCCGGUCAAGAAGCCUCACUUUGUUCAUUUGCAGGUAUGGUUUGAAUCCAAACUGUUCUUGCAAACAGACUUCAAAGCAGCUCACUGUAACCACCAAUCAGCAGUUAUUGAAAGCCCUUUUGAAUUUUGACCACUCUACUGACCUGUCAGUGUUGACCCAUGGGGGUGGGAAUUAAGAAUCUAGCCUGCUAGCCAAAUCCAGCGCUCCACCCCUGAAACAAGGAGAUGGAGGACUCAGUAGAUGGAGGUCAUUGGAGGCAGGAAAGCUAAAGGUAGGGGACCUAGGUGAAAAGUAGCUGAAGGAACAGGAAUAGGGAACAAAUGUUUAUUAGACACCAGCUCCUACCAUCACCACUGCUGCCAUGAAGACUUGGUACUUGUAAUGGGCAUUCUUUCUAAGUGAAUCAGUUGUCAGUUGAGUUUGGGGUUCAUUUGUUUAAUUAGGAUCAGUACUCAGUACUAAGCGAGUUUCACUUGUGACCAAGUUUUGUAAUAUAUUCUUGUUUUUUUCUCCACCCCACAGGCUCUGUAUAUGUUCUAUGCCUUGGCUAUUGUGUGUGAUGAUUUCUUUGUUCCAUCUUUAGAAAAAAUAUGUGAGGUACGUGAAAGAGUAUUUUUGCUCUUUAAAACUUAUGCAUUCACAGUUGGUAGACUUAAGGGGGAGAAGCUGCAUCCCUGCCUGACAAAAUGGAACCUACCAUAUAUUAUUUCAUCCUUCACAUCAAACAUGGGACUGUUUGUUCUAACCAGGAAUUGGGGUGUGUGUGUGUGAUUCAGGUCUCAUUUGAAGCUGAAUCUACCAAGGUCACACUACCUGAAACAAUAUGUGAAGCAAAACAUUAAUCAAAACUGCAUAUCAUAAAAAAUGUGUUUAUUAUUGGAAAAAUGUGAAACUGAGAGAACCAAAAUGGACAGAUCCUUCCAUUCUUAGUUCUAAUUGUUUGUGGUCUGCUUCACCCCAGCAUCUGAAGGCCAUAUCAGCCAAGGAUGGCAUUUUAAGAUUUAGCAUUUCUGCCAAUCACAUACUGGAAUAAUGGGUCCCAAAUGUUUCUUUCAGAAACUACAUCUGAGCGAAGAUGUUGCAGGAGCCACAUUUAUGGCUGCAGGAAGCUCAACCCCAGAGUUAUUUGCAUCUGUCAUAGGUAAGGAAUCUCCUUUGUAGUGUUCAUAUGCACCAGUUUUCCAAAGGAAAACUAAGGUGGUUACUACACAGAUGUGUGCAUGGACCACUGGUAUUCAAAAUAACUAUCCUAAUGACGUUCAAGUGGGAGCCUACUUCACACAGUAAUCAUACACUGUGUCAGGGGUGGGGAACUGGUGAGGGUAGAUCCAGAGGCAAAUGUGGGUGGAACGAUGGGUGUAAUUUAUGUUUGUACAGUCAGCAUGUUUGUACAGACUGGCAGAGGUUCUCCAGGGGUUCAGGCACAAAUCUCUCCCAGCCCUACCUGGAGAUGGUGGGUAUUGAGCCUGGGACCUUCUGCAUGCAUAGCAGAUGCUCUGCCACUAAACUAUGGCCCUUCCCAAGGAUCAUGUCAUUUAGUUGUUAUUUUUAGCAUAUCUAUUACUAACCCCCUCCUUCAUUUCUCUCUUUCUCUCUGUCUAGGUGUGUUUAUCACUCAUGGUGAUGUAGGAGUUGGAACCAUUGUUGGUUCAGCCGUUUUCAAUAUUCUUUGCAUUAUUGGGGUCUGUGGACUUUUUGCUGGACAGGUUAGUAGGUUUCUUUCAUUUUCUUUACCAUUACUUCUGCGUAGGAGGGUAAAUCAGAUAAUAUAAUAUGGAGUAAAUCUUAUUUAAAAAUCAAAGGAAUUGUGUGAUUGUGAACAUAAUAAGCUCUGUUCAUUUGCUGAUGAUACCUAAAUGAAUAAACCUGAAGUAGCUUCACAGUGUCCUGGCUUGUUUAGCCAAAGUGCGGUUUGUUUGUUCAUCUGAACCCAGCCCAGCAGGCUAACCAUGGUUUGUUUUCUAGUAAUAACCCAUGUUGUGAAGCCGUGGUUUGUUGUUGGUUUAUGAACCAUAGCUUAUUUAACUAUGGUUGGGUGGUAUAUCCAACCCCAGCAGUCUUGCUUUGGCAUGGUUUACAUGGACACCUCUGCUCAGGUGUUCACCAAGCUAUAAAGCAACAGCACCUGGAAAACAACACAAACUUUGGAGGAACAAGCCAUGACUUGUUUGUUCCACUGUAAGAUUUAUUGUGGUUCGUUGAACAAACUAUGGUUAAAAUAAACCAUGACUUAGUGUUAUGUCCAAACCCAGCUGGUGUGUGUGCAAAUAUAAAGAUACUUGUUUAUAAAAAAAAAUAAAUAUUGGCUUGAGGGAGACAUAUCCUCAGUUCUUGUGAUGUAGCGCCAUAUCUAAUGGUUGGAUUCAUGUCCUGCCUCUUAAGGGAAGCAUUUCUUUUGGCCUUAAUCACAGAAACAAGACUUAACAAAUGUGCUGUAAGUUUUGGGCUUGCUUUAGUUUCUGUUGACCAAAGUGGAUCUGAUGCUAAACUCAGCACUUGUAUUUGUGCAAAUCUUUUAAAAACAUGAAAUAAGGGUUGGAGGGGAGCAGCAGGUUUUGGACUAUGGCAUAUACAUUUUUUUAACUUUUCCCUCCCACAUCACAAUCCCAAUGAAAAUCCCCUCUCUUCAGAGGUGCUUUUCGGCUCUGGAGGGGAAUCGGCUCUUCCUCUUUCCAGAGUGCCUCCAACACAGCAGGCUGAGUCACAAAGAACUGUAGAAUAUUCCCCUGUAGCUUUGUUGACACUGACCUUCCUUGGGAACGUGUGUGUGUGUUGCACCUAUUCUUAAAAUAUUAAUGGACAUUCAUUAAAGUUUACCAAACAAGUAGAAAUAUUCAACUUUGACUUGGAGAAAAAGCACUGUGUGCUCAUUCGAAUAUAAGGAGAACAUUAGGUACUUCUGCUAUUCAGAUGAAUGUUCUUUAGAAUACUUCGUAAUUACUAAAGAAUUACUUCUUUGGAAUACUCAUCUGAAUAGCAGAAGUACCUAAUGUUUCUCCUUAUAUUCAGCUGAGCACACAGCCCUUUCUCUACUUUGCAAACCUGAAUAUUUCUACUUUCAUGGUAAAUUGUAAUGAACAAGAGGUGCAGUCCAGCCGAAAUGAAGCACUUCAAAGUCCAUUGCUUUCGCUGGAAAAGACUUGUGCAUAUGCUCAAUAUCCCAUGGUUGUCGGUGGGAUUUAAAAGUGUGCUUAACUUUGAAUUAUGCCCACAAAGCAUCACACUGCACAACUGUUUUCCCUGUGGGUGUUUAAUCAGACAGAAUUAAGACCAUGUUCAGAAUUUUUCUUACGUCAGAGUGAAGCAGUUCUUCCGUAAUAGCCCUGAAUUUCCCACAGCAGCUGUGGGGGACCCUUUGGUCCUCCAGAAGUUGCUGAACUACAACUCCCAUCAUCCCUGGCCCCUGGCCAUGCUUGCUGGGCAUUGUAGUUCAGCAACAUCUGGAAGGCCAACAGUUUCCCCGUCCUAUGGUAUGAGGGGUUUCAUUCAAUGUGGUAGGGUACCCUGGAUGAAUACCCAUGUGGCUACUGUUUUCUGAUGUCUCCCGUGUGGUUCUUAAAACAUAAGAACAUAGGACCAUAGGAAGCUGCCUAAUACUGAGUCAGACCAUCAGUCCAUGUAACUCCCUGUUGCUUACCCCAUCUGGUAGUGGCUCCGCAUGGUCUACCUACUACUGAAUUUUGGCAAUUUUGGCCCUUUCCCUUGAGAUCCAGAACUCCCCUUCUUUGAUAGCAAAAGAAGGUAAGAGACCAUGCAUGUUGUGUUGGGUGGGCAGGAUUGCAUUGAAAUAACCCAUAGACCAUAUUAGCACAGUUCUUACUACAUUAACAUGGUGCCCUCCAGAUGUUGUAUGACUACAGUUUCCAUCCUCCACAGCCAUUAUGGCCAAUGGUCAAAAAUGAUGGGAGUUGGCAUCAAACAGCAUUUGGAGAGGACCAGGUUGGCUAUCUUGUCCUAAGUCAUAUGUGAUGAGCAAACAGAGAAAUGUGCUUGCAUAUGUGAACCGGCGCUUUGUUCAUUAGAAUUGCUCAUGUAUAGUAAAGCUACUAUACAACCAGGUAUUUUCAGAAUCAGUCCUUUAAAACCCUAAGAUGAAAGUAUGGCUAAGGAGUAAUUCUGGAGUAACUCUGUCCUCUUUCCAGGUGGUCCGUCUCACCUGGUGGUCUGUGUUCAGGGACUCUGUCUACUAUACCAUUUCUGUGAUCGUGCUUAUUGCGGUAAGUUUCCAUUUUUGACCUGCUCCUCCAUGGAGUUGUGAAGGGCCUGAAUUUGAGACGUGCUGUUGCCACCAGAAAGUUCUUGUUUGUUUUAGGAUUUCUUAUGAAAAAUCAGUAGAUGAGGUCACUUAUGAUGCUUAAAACUAAAUUUAAAACUAAAUUUAAAAGCUCAAAAAACUACUGAGCUGUAAAUCUAGCUGCCGUUCCCAUCCUCAACUGGAACUGGAAGUCCUCCCACUUACGAUGUUACCUAGGGGAGUGCACUGUUCAAGCCCCAUGCAAUCCAUCAGAGCUGGCUCCAUGUUUGAGAGGGCCCUGGGCAAGAUGGUCUCUGGUGGCACUUUGAUUAACCCAGCUGAGCUUACAGUACCUGGCAGUGGUAGAGAGAACAACGAUGCUUCAAGCAGCUCUGGCUGGCUGGGUCUAACUGCCAUUCUCACAAUGUUCCCAGAGCAGGGAACUGCAUUCUGUUGUAGGGGAGAACUGCAUGAAAAUGCAAAUGCAAAUGCAAAUGCAUGAACAAAGUCUUAACUUUUUUUUCCAAGGUGAAAAACCAAUAUUAAAAACAUAUCUCUGGAUUCUAACAGGAGUGGGGAAGAAGUUGGGAGGCCAGUUUAGAAAUGGUUGAGUAAAGCAACCUGCAGUGUUGCUACUCAAAACUACAGCCUUCCCAGGGCCGCUUUUCAUUUUAAAAAUAAUACAUACGUCAAGUAGAAUAGAAACAUUGGCACCCGACCCCACCCCCACUCACCAUGCCCCCCCUCCACCUCUUUCCCCCUUUUCUUCCUAAUGUAACACUAAAUGUCUCAACAAGUGAAACUGAUCUGUAGAAAAUGUAACAACAAGAACAACAACAACUUAUUACUUAUACCCCGACCAUCUGGCAGGGUCCCCCCAGCCACUCUGGGCGGCCUCCAACAGGAGAUUACAAAUACAUUAAAAGAUCAGGCCUCGGUCCAGUAUACCUGAAGGAGUGUCUUCACCCCCAUCGUUCUGCCUGGACACUGAGGUCCAGUGCCGAGGGCCUGAUGGUUCCCUCGCUGCGAGAAGCCAAGUUACAGGGAACCAGGUAGAGGGCCUUCUCGGUAGUGGCACCUGCCCUGUGGAAUGCCCUCCCACCAGAUGUCAAAGAGAAAAACAACUACCAGACUUUUAGAAGACAUCUGAAGGCAGCCCUGUUUAGGGAAGCUUUUAAUGUUUAUGUCGGAGCCAGCCGUACAAAUGGCGAAGUUUAGCAUAAAAUUAUGACACAGAGAGCCAGCAAUAUUUUCAUGAUGGUAGGAGCAGCUCCCUUUUCCUCCCUCUCCUCCUGCAGUUCUUUAUUCCUUUGUCCUCUCUCCAGCCGCAUGGCUGUUUGCCAGUGUCUCACGUUACCUCAUCCGGUCAAGGCUUUUAUUGCCCCCUUCACCAUAUAAGGUUAAUCACUGCCCAGAGGAAACACAGCUCCAAUACAUUCCAAUACAUUGUAAAGCUCAGAGUGCUGGUCAGCCAAGGUCAGGGGGCACCCUGCAAUAUUACAAGCCUUUACCGUGGCUUUAUGACUCCCACAUGCCCUCUUUCUUUACUUUAUAUCAGAGUCAAUACGGUUAUCGAGCGCGAUAAGCGACUCUUGUGACACCGGAAGCGGGCUGCGGACUGGAGAACCAUGCAGUACAUAUAGAGAUUAUAGAAAGAAUACAUUGGAUACAGCAACACAAAAUAAUGCAAAUAACUACUAUAAUGAUCACUAAAAUCAAUAACUACUAUAAUAAUCACUAAAAUCCGGAAGCCAAGAAUAUAAGAAUUCUGAUUCCAAGCUGCAUGGUAGGCUUCCUUUUAGUUUAUUAGCCAUGCACUGGUGUCACUCCUAUAGCACUGAGAUUGGUUCCUGUAAGAGAACAAGAGCUAUUAAAAGUGAAAUUCAAUGUAUAUUGACAGUUUGGAUAUAUGCCCCAUGAUUCUUUCCCCUCCUUAAUUUGAAAAUAAAUGGGGGGGAGGCUCAUGGAGGGUCAAUUGUACUGGAGGCUUAGGGGAUAUAAUAUUAGUAAAUUGAAAAGAUCCAUUGACAGGCACACCAUGAAGCAUUAUGCCGGAAUGACUGGCAUACACACCCAACAUUUAGAAGCAUGCAAUAAACUGGCAAACAUAAUCAUAUAUUGUACAAAAAUAUUAUCCCUCCAUAUCUUAUGAUAAUUUUCUCCCCUAAAAGUCUUAUUCAACAACGCUGUUCUUCUAGUUCAAAAGUGGCUGAGCCGUGGAUACUGCCAGCCAGAGUAGGAUUCAGGUGACAGCUGCUUGCCAGCCGAUGAGGUGAAAUAUGGUGGUUUCAACUGGACUGGUCAUCUGCUUCUCUUCCUUGUAUAACGGUGCAGCAAAGGAUGGCAAGGCAAAUGGUUAGGAAGGCAAACACUGCCAGAUGCAGUUCGUGUGCAGCACCUCUAGGUGGCGCAUGCGGAAAGGUUUCAAUGCUUCACCCACAAAUGUUGACAAAGUGUAGGGGAGUUCCGCAUGCCUUGAGGCAGGACAACCCACUGAUAUCGCUGGGUGGGCUGCGAAUUGUAAUAUGCUGACAAUGUAAAAGCAAACCGUUCCCUGUCUGCUGGAGCCAGUGGGAUGAAGAUGGUUCAAUGUGGCCAAAAGUCAAUUGUUCAGAAAUAAGCUGUUCAGAGAUAGCUGGUGCCGCUGCUGCGGAUUUUUCUUUUGGUAGAGGCCACUGUUCUACCCCCACUGGGGUAUCGGUGAUCCUGGUUUGCCACCCUGGAAAUAAGUUGUAUCGGUGGCUACAGGCUGGUUUUCAUUUAGCACUGUUGCCAGCAGAUAAGCCUUGUGGCUGGCUGUAACUACAGACUGACAAAUGCGAAGCAUGGCUGCUGUGUCUGUGGCAGGAUUGUGUAUUAUCGGUCGCAAUGCAAGUUUACAAUCCUCAUUGGCAUUUUCAAAGGCCAAUUGUUUGAUAAUUAUUUGUUUGGCUUCAGGAUUUUCAAUUUGGCGACUCACUGCUGUAAGCAGCCUGUCCAUAAAGGAAGAAUAUGAUUCUCUUGCCUCUUGCCUGAUUGAACCCCACCUUGAUUGAAUACUGGUGGGUUCUGGGAUUUUUCUCAUUGCUUGUUUAGCAGCAAGAGCAGUGUCCCUCAAUAAGAUUUGCAGCAGUGUGGCUUGCACUGAAGCUUGAGCGAAGGGACCACGCCCCAACAUGGCAUCUAAGACGUCUGCGAGGGUAACAUUUGGAUUAUUUCCUCUGACUUGUUGUAACAAGGCUGGAGCAUAUGCACGGCAGGCAGUUUCCCAUUCGUGGGCAAACAAAACACCAGCUGAUGGGGGCAACACUGUAUGGGCCAAAAGCUUUAUGUCCUCUGGAACCAAGAGCUGGGCUAAUGUGGCUUCUAAAAGCGCCUGCGUAUAUGGGGCUUGGAGUCCAUUGGCCUUUACUGACUGUUGCAGCUCUUUCAAGAUCUUAAAGUCAAAAGGUUGGUGUUGGGCUUGGGUGCCUGCCGGGGCACCAGCAGGGGGCACAAUAACAGGGAAUGCCAUAGUAUCCUGAAUUAAGGAAGAGGCAAGGACUGCACGUUGAAAAGGAGUAGCUGGUUCUGCCACUGAAAGAGCAGGAUCAUUGCCAGCCAGACCACGGUAUUUUUGCAGGAUUAGGUCCUCUGGUGAGGAACUGUAGUCCGGAGGUUUGGGGUCUGGAGGUUUGGGGUCUGGCAAAGCAAGUAUUGGAACAGUCUCUAACACAGCAGGCUGAAUUAAAGAAGCUGAAGGUUGUGUGGGCAAUGCAGCCAUAGAGAUAUUUUUGGUGAUAAAGAGCCCAUGGCGUAACGAACCUUGCACCAUGCAUUUAAAAUCCGAACACCUAUGCUGGGGUGCCCAUGAAAAUGUGCCCCAAUCUUGUCCCAAAGUUUUAAUUCCCAAGUCCCAUCUGCAGGAAACCAGGGGAAUGCUCUUCAAUAGCCAGAAUGAGCUGGAUUAAAUCACCAUCCGGAACUUCCAAUUUGUUGGAGGAGAGGAGAAAUUUUAAGUCUUUUAAAAAUUUCUGUUGGGGAGCAGACAAAGAGCUGCCCAUUUUUCUAAAAUCAAUAUAUAAAAUAAGGGAUUGGAACUCACCGGGAUCUUUUUAAGAUGAAUAGCGCUUGAAACCCUGGCCGGGCGUAGUGAGCCGAUGAUAUCCUUUGCUAGGAUCGAUAAACCUCACACGGUUUCCUUUUAAAAUCCUCAGUCUGCCUCAGACUGUUUUCUUUAAGUUGCCUCUUCUUAGUCCUCAGACGUAUUCUUUUAUUCAGCCUCACACGGGGCACCACUUGUCGGAGCCAGCCGUACAAAUGGCGAAGUUUAGCAUAAAAUUAUGACACAGAGAGCCAGCAAUAUUUUCAUGAUGGUAGGAGCAGCUCCCUUUUCCUCCCUCUCCUCCUGCAGUUCUUUAUUCCUUUGUCCUCUCUCCAGCCGCAUGGCUGUUUGCCAGUGUCUCACGUUACCUCAUCCGGUCAAGGCUUUUAUUGCCCCCUUCACCAUAUAAGGUUAAUCACUGCCCAGAGGAAACACAGCUCCAAUACAUUCCAAUACAUUGUAAAGCUCAGAGUGCUGGUCAGCCAAGGUCAGGGGGCACCCUGCAAUAUUACAAGCCUUUACCGUGGCUUUAUGACUCCCACAUGUUUAAUAGGUUAUUGUAUUUUAAUAUUCUGUUGGAAGCCGCCCAGAGUGGCUGGGGAAACCCAGCCAGAUGGGCGGGGUAUAAAUAAAUUAUUAUUAUUAUUAUUAUUAGUCAUUAAAAAACUUCCCUAAACAGGGAAACAAUAAAGAGACAUUGCACAUACUUUUGUAAACCAAGAAAUCUUUAAUAAAAAAGAUGUUUUAAAAAAUGGGGGGGUGGGAAUGCCAGGGCUUCAUGAUACACCUGUGUGUAAUAUUUCAUAUACCCCAGUGCUGUUAAACCUAAGGCACCAUCUGUGAGUCUGGAUCUGCAUCCGCACAAUAUAAUUGCCACCUUAUUUUGCCACAAACACCCAGUAUAGAUGUGGUGUUGAAUUUGGCCUUGACUGCCACAACGGUUAUACAGUAUCAAACAUUUGUAUUGGUUGAAAGUCCUUUUCUGCCCAGAAACCAUUCUAUGCUAGACAUUAAUAUCUGCCUCUGUUAAGCCUUUUCAUGUGCUGUGUAAUGUACUGGAAUUUCUUCAGAUUGCCCUAGAGAAAUAUAAUUCUUCUUUUCUCUCUCUCUCCUUUCUCCUCCCUUUUAGUUUAUCUAUGAUGAGAAAAUUGUAUGGUAAGCUGUGGUUCUUAUUUCUUGCACAUGGAUUGAAGAUUAGAAUGUAACCUUGUCUUAAGUAUUUUAGGCCAUAUGACAAGAGAGAGACCCCUGGCUUGAGCCCAUUCUGUCACUGCAAUGCCGAUGAUUGAAAUAAGUGAAUGGUUAGUCAGGGUGAAGGGGCAGGUGAAGGUCACGUAGCAUUAGAUAAAUGAAUAAAGUGAUGCUACAGUGUUUCAGGGAAGUCUUUGCUGAAGAAAGGUGUCUCAAGAGAGGGAAAUGGUUUGGCAAGCAGAGUGGCAGAGGCUGUUAGACCUAGAGAACGCCAGUUCAGAAGGUAACAACAGAGAAAAUGGAGCUGAAAGCAGAAAGGAUGGCAUGAGAAGAGGCUAAAGAGAUGAAAGUCCCAACAAGCCAAAAAAAGUAAUUAUGAACAAAUUGGGAUCCGAACUUCCAAAUAAUGCAGAUAAUGAGACGAGGUGCAAAGGGAAAGGGGGAGCAAAGAGCUUUUGCCCAUGACAAUAGUUAGUUUAGUUAGCUUAUUAAAUUUAUGAAUUGCUUCCCGUAACAAAAAGCCCCGAAGAGGCAAAUCUGUUUUCAUGAACGAUGGGAGCCCUGCAUGCACAAAAGGCAGAAAAUAAUUGCUCACAGUGGUAUCAGUGGUGCUUUCCCAAGAAAAGUAUGCUUUGUGGCCUAGUGACAGCACUGCUAAUUGCACUUAGUACUUUACUAAUUUCCUUCUUUUUAUUUCUUUGAGGUGGGAAAGUCUUGUGCUCAUCAUUAUGUAUUCGUUCUAUAUACUUAUCAUGAAGUAAGUACUUUUCUUUUCUCCCACUGAUCUUUAAUUGUGUUUGGCUAUUGUUAAUCUGGGGAUGCAUUGUGAUUUAAUGCAUGCCUAAUGAUUACUCAGAUAAGAUCACCUUUUCCUUUUAUUGCUGUAACAUUCCCCAGGUUGGAUAGAUUUUUGUCUGGAUAUAUAUUGUGUGCAAAAAAGCACAGAGAGUUAGUAGUUUGGCCCUGUGGAGGCUGCCGUGGUAUUGAAGGGAGUUGCAACUAAGAAGAAAUACUGCUGUGGAAAGUGGGUUUCUUGUUGUCUCCUUAAGCUAACCAAACCCUCCCCUCCAAAUCUACUCCAAAUGAUUGCUGGUAGGGGUGGGGAAGAAAUUUGAUUCAGUUUGCAGUUGAAGGCAAAUCUAUCCAAUUCUGAAACAAAUGGAAACUUAAAAACAGCCAUCCUUUGACAUUUACACUUCUCUGAAAUAUGCAAUGCAGUUUUCCAGCCAUCCACUCUGUACAAAUAUGCACAACAAGCUGCUAUGGAAAUAUGGAAAACUGAACCUAAGACUGGAAAAAUGAGAAGCUGAGAGGAACCAGAACUGAUGGAUUCACCCAUUCUAAGUUAGGGGACCCUCUAGGACAGCAUGGGAGGUGGUUUGGUGUGGAGUGUGGACUGCAAGGGGGAAGGGGAUUUGGUAAAAAUGGCCUCCUGGGCUGUUCCAUUGAUGAAAGGCAUCCUCUAGAUCAAAGAACCUUUCAUCAGUGGAAGGAGUGGAUGGCGCUGUGGUCUAAACCACUGAGCCUCUUGGGAUUUCUGAUUGGUCCCAUUGCUCAGUCCCAGUUCCUGCCAACCUAGGAGUUCGAAAGCAUGGCAAUGCAAGUAGAUAAAUAGGUACCGCUGUGGUGGGAAGCUAAACAGCGUUUCCAUGCACUCUGGCACUCAUCAAGGUGUCCUGUUGCACCAGAAGCAGUUUAGUCCUGCUGGCCACAUGACCUGGAAAGUUGUCUGUGGACAAAUGCUGGCUCCCUUGGCCUGAAGCGAGAUGAGUGCCACACCCCGUAGUUGCCUUUGACUGGACUUAGCCAUCCAGGGGUCCUUUCCCUUUUACUUAUUUUUACUAUUAGAUAUAACCCAGUAUAAGUAAAUACAUGACUUGCAGUAGGAGAAAGGUUUGAUCUUGAGAAAGAUCAAAAGUGUGAUGUGUAUGGGAGAUGUUCUCUCUCUUUCUUUUGUUGCUGUUCAUCUUUUUCAUUUCAUAGAGCAGAAGUAGACAAUGGUCAUGUUUGCUUGCCAUGUUGAACAAUAGUUAAUGGUUUGCCAUGAUCACACAUAAAAGGGCUCUGUGCUACCCACUCGCAUGCAGAGAAAGCAAACCGUUAUUCUUGGCUUCACAUUACAUCUGAACCAGGGAUUGUGCCUUGUUUGAGGGAAGGCUCUUAGCCCAGUAGUAGAGUAGCUGCUUUGGAUGCAGAAGGUCCCAGGUUCAAUUCUGCUGCACCUCCAGUUAGGACUGGAACUGGGAGAGAACCUUGUCUGAAAUGUGAGGAGCUGCUAUAGGAAGUUAGUAAUAGUGGUGUUCAUGUAGCAAUGCACCAUGUAUAUUACAUAGCUUUUAUACCUGUGUAAUAUACACAGUUGUUGCAUGCAUACCUUUUGUUUGUAUGUGUACCCAUAAAAAACAUGAGUCAUGAUCCAGCUGAAGCAUAUGUACUUUUAGACCCCAUUGCAUUUAGCGGGAGAUAUAUAGGCAUGCUCUUAUUUCUGCACUUAAAAAUCAAUGCUGUGUAAAAUUGAUUAAUUUUGGCUGGAUCACGGCCAAAGUGUAUUGCAUUCAUCAUCCAGUGAUGUUCCCUGGGUGGCCUUUGGCAAAUAGCUGUGUCUCAACCUACCCUUUUCACAGUGGUAACAAGCACUGGGAAAGUGCCAUAGAAAAGAUUGCUGGAAGUCAACUAUCUGCCAUUAGAAUGUUAGCAUUUUUCUCCCUCUAUCCAUCUAGGUACAAUGUGAAGAUGCAGAAAUUCUUUACUAUCAAAAGCAUGAAUGUUGGCAAUGGCAACACUGUCAACAGCGAACUGGAAGAUGGUAAUGAAUCUUUUGACAUUAGCUGUGAUGACCCUUCAUUGCCAUUGCUGUGGAAAGGUAAGGCUAAGCAGACAGGAGCUGGACAAAAGCUUGAUGAGAAAUAUUUUUCUCUGAUAGUGUUUCUCCAUACAUUGACAACUGGCACCUGCAACAAAAUGUUGUGAUGGGGAACACUCCUCUUUUCUGCCCCAAGUCAUCCAGCCAUGCUCUCCUUCAUGACAGGGCAUUCUGUUCCAUUUUUAUGUCCUGGUCCUUGCCCAAGAGCCAAUCACCAUUCUGUAGCAACUGAGUAUGCUCAGUUUUCAACUGGGCUGUUUUGAUGUGGGUGGUUGUGGGUGUGUGAGAGAGAAACAAAAUAAAAAAUUCCUUCCAGUAGCACCUUAGAUACUUAGUAUAUGAAGAAGUGUGCAUACACACGAAAGCUCAUACCAAUAGCAAACUUAGUUGGUCUCUAAGGUGCUACUGGAAGGAAUUUUUUUAUUUUGUUUCAACUACGGCAGACCAACACGGCUACCUACCUGUAACUAGAACUGGAGAGAGAGAGAGAGGGGCAGGCAGGCGGUUUUGGCUCCAGGAACAAUGGUACUCAUGCCUGAACAUCAGAAAUAGAGGGUAAGUUAGGCAGCUCCCACAUUAUAUAAUAUUUUCCAGUUCUUUCUUUUUUUCUUUCACUACUCUCUGAGAAUUGUAGCUAAUGUUAGCCCUACUCAGAGUAGACCCACUGAAAUCAAUGGACAUGACUAAUUUAGGUUUAUGAAUUUUAGUGGGUCUGGUUAGUGGGAUGCAACCCAAUCACAUCUGACCCAGCUAAGCCUUUUCAAAAUUACCCCAGCGCAAGGGCAAGGAGCCCUUUUCAGCCCGAAGGCCAUGCUCAGUUGUAGGGAAGCUUCCAGGGUCCUCAUGCCAGUGUUGGGCAUGGCCAGAAUCAAAAGGGAGUGGAGCAAUGGAUGCGACUCUUGCAGUUGUAUGGUAGGCUACCUGCCAGAUAUGCAGAACUCAAGACUUCAUGCACCCACAUAUAUCAGAUAUAUCUCUUCAUCACCCACCUAGCUAGCAGGUCAAUUCCAGCCAAGCAAAAGCACUCGAGCAUGGCUUGUGAGGGGCAUGUACUAGGAAGGGAAUACAGCCUAAGGAGAAUUCAGAGAUGCUGGGAUGGCCACAUGGAGCCCCAAAGAUCGAGUGGGGUGGAGGGUUAUCCACCUUUGCCCUAGCACACGUCUUCACAUGAUGCUAACACGGAUCAUAAUGUCUGUGCCUGCAGCUUUGCUGUGGUUUAUUUAUUUAUUUAAGAUUAUUAAUAGACCACUCUUCAAGUGAAAGCCUCUCGGAAUGGUUCACACCAAUUUAAAUCAACAAUCAAGUCAAUAGAAGGUACAAUAUAACCAGCAUGGACCAACCAGUGACGGAAACAAAAGAUAGAUUAAAACAAGUAAUGCGAGCUGCACAAACUAGGAAUACCUGUGUGAAUAAAAAAGGUCUUUAGCUGCUGCUGAAAAGAGAGAUUUUGCACCAGGCAAUUCUCUCUUUGCACCUGGCAAGCAUUCCAAAGUUGGGCCACUGGAAGGGAGAAUGCCCUAUAUCACCCGUCUUGUUGGCAUUCUUGCUCUCAGGUUCGGCCACACUUCUAGUGAUGCACCUCAAGAUUCCCACAGGUGCUUAUUGGCUACUCUUGGAAUCUCAGGCUUAUUUCUUGAAUGGAAGCUGGUUCACAGGCAUGCUGUUUCUUCCCUGACUGACAUGCCCUUGUGGCCACAUAGAUCAUUCAUGCAGAUACAUGCUCCCAGAUGUAUUAUAUAUAGCACCGCCUUGGGACUUAGGAUAGCAUUGUUUUUCAUGCUGCAUUCUGGAGGACCCUGGAGAACAUCAGUAAUAGGAGACAGUCAUCUCUAAAAGACAGCUUAGCAAUGUACAGCUACAGCAGAGCAUUUUAUAUAUUCCAGGAGGCCAUGCCCUCAAUUUGUACAGAGCCUCAAAAAGGCCCAACAUGCCUGGCAACGGCUCUCUUGCACCUAAGAACAUGCAAAAGACUCGUUUGCAACAUGCUGGGGUUCUGGUGCAGGUGUGCAGGGAUCCCUUGACAACUCCAUAUGAAUGGUGGAAAGCCUGGAAACUAUUUUAAUAAGGCACCAAACAGAAUUCAGCAUUAAUGUGUGGCCGCUGAGUGAGGAACAGCAGGAAAACUGAAGCAUCCAUAAGAGUGCUGGAUUCCAGUGUGGAGCAAGUGUUCUGGCACUUUGGUAUCAUGUUGUGUCCUCAGAAGCAAUUACUGGCACCCAGCUGUGCCAAGAUAUGCUGCCUUUCACAGGCUUGUCUGUGAAGUUACCAGCAAUUCCUGAGUGGGAAAGUAACAGCCAAGUGACUGGUGCAUUAGGUGGUACUACAAAGUGUUUGAAUUUUUGAAGCAGACAUUGAGAGAUGGCUCUCACCAUAUACAGACAGUCUCAACACUUGUAGGAAGAAAAGUAGGCAUUUUUUUAAAAAACUGUUUAGAAAAGGAACUGCAUCUUUUUCUUUCCUUCUCCCCCACCACCUUCCUUUUCCUGUUUAAACUAAUGCUGCAUGGAAGACUAUAUUUCUGACCCUGUUUUUUUGAUCCUGAAAGAUUUCCAUAUCAUCUAUCUAUCUAUCUAUCUAUCUAUCAUCUAUCUAUCUAUUUAUCUAUCUAUCAUCUAUCUAUCUAUCUAUCUAUCUAUCUCCUCCUCUUUACGGAAAAGAAAAGCUUUCACACAACAGUUAUCGUUAGCUUUUUCAGUAAGGGUUCAAGCAGUGAGAAUGCCAAGAGGUCUGCUCUUAGUUUUUGUCUUCCUUGCUUCGGUUUUGCUGUAAUUUUUUUCACUCAAGGGGGAAUGUUAAUACAGCGUGAGUAUCCAUCUAGCAUUGUCCUUUGUAAGAGCACUGUGCAAACUGAGCCAGAAUGAAGCUUUUUGCCAUGUUAAAGCUGCACAAUAGCUUGCCUUCAUUUGACCUCCCCUCUGCACAACUAACUGCCUCCAGGCAGCCUUUUUGCUGCUAGCUGAAAUAUGCCACAUCUUUCUGUUGCCCUGGCUGCUGAAACAUGCCCUACUUGUAGCUUUGAGCACAGCCUCCAGCAAAGCUGCCCAGGUCCUUUGGUUAACACCUCUCUUGGGUCAGUGGGGCUCAGAUCUCACCUUAAUCUUCUCCAGCGUAUGAGUGCAAGGUCUGAUUAUUUUCUAACAAAGAACACCUGCUCUCUACCCAAUGCAUUCUACAUCCUGAUGGUGGGAAUUCUAUUACUUGAGGGUGCAGAUAAAAGGGAGGUUCACAGACUGCUGAGCGGCCUUUGAAGCUUGUAACUUUUAUUGCUUCCAAGAGCUUCGACUGGAAAAACAUAAAAGCUUCUAUUACUGGAUUCUCAUAUAUAGAGAGCUUUUCACCCAGAGGAAAAUCCAAUUUCAGAGACAAGCCUUCUACGCAAGAAGAGAAGAUUUGUACCUUUGCUGCUAAUGCCCAUGUUUUGACAGUAAUAACAUGGUGGCUGGACCCCCUGGUUUUUAUUGUGAUGGUCCACAGAUUGGCUUUGAUUUCUAGCUAGUCAAUAGAAACCCCAUAGUGAUUAAAUACGUUAGGGCAUGGGAUUGUGUGGAAUAGAGGUCAGCUGCUUCAACAACUUAUUCACAUUCCAGAGGGUGGCAUUUAUCUUUUUCGGCAAAAACAACACAGAGAUGUGUGGCACUCCAUAAGAUUAACAGACUUGUUGUACCAUAGAUUUCCCUGGGCUAGAGCCCACUUUGUCUGAUACAACUUACCCAAAACAAUUGGGGCAGUGGUUCCCAAACUCCAGCACCACCCAUGGACCACUUGAAAAUUGCUGAGGCUCUUGGCAGACCACUUAAUGAUGUUUCUGCCCAUUGUACCUAUUGUAAUUUCUUAUAUUGUAUUACAAUCUGAAUUCUAAGAAAUGAAAGAAGCAAUAAAAGUACAAUAAAAAAUCAAUUUGAAUAUUCAGUGCUAUAGAUGUGCAAUCGCCCACCUUUAACCACAAAUCUGCAGACACUCUGCAGACCACCUGGAUGAAGCUGGUGGACCACUGAUGGUCCACAGACCACAGUUUGGAAAUCCCUGGACCAGGGUGCUCAGAAGGAAAAAGGACAGGACUUCUACCUAUUUGAUAAUUAUGCAGAAGAGGACAUUAUAUAUUUUUGUAUCACUUUUACCAGAAGUAAUUCUCGUUUCCCCUGCCCCACUUUACUCUAGAAGCUUGUAGCUACCCAUUGCAGAUGCUUGCUUCCUUCUGGAGAAUGACCUCCUAGAUAGGACUACUUCAGGGUAUACUGCAGCUUACCUCUUAGUGGAACAGCCAAGGGAUAAAAUGCAAUAUAUGCUCAACACUCUACUCAACCUUGAAACCUGUGUUGCAGUGUACCGUGUGGUGAAUCCACUUGAGACUGCAGCGAGUUGGUGGAAACAACGGCAUUGUUCUCCCAGGUCCCAACUCCACUCACGGAGGCAGCACAUUUGUUCCCCCAGCCUGGCUUGGCUAUAAAUGCUUAUGGGUCAGGUCUGGGUCUUUUCUUUAAGCAAUGGACAGAUUCUUUCCCCCAUUCCCAUCUACAAAACUCUUCAAAUACAUUCCAAGCCUCAGCACAUCCCAUCCUCUUUGCCUGUUCACCAGUCUCUGUGCCUGCCUGUCCUUCAGCUCUCCCCUCUAGGCUUUCCCAUCUUCUCCACCUGAGAAGUUCCAUCUCAUCCUGCUGAGAUUUAUGCAAGCAGCACCCUGGUUUCCUUGGUACCCAUGGCUUGGUGCUGAUGUAUAAUCUCAAGGGGCAAAGAGAAUCAGUUUGAAGCAACAGAGCCAGAGGACUUGCUACAAGCAGAAGAGUAAUGUGCUGUGUUUGCAGUUAAGCUGCAGUUGGUGAUGGAGGAGGAAUAUGAUUCAGGUUGCAUUUAAAUGAAAACUUGUUUAAUUUGCACUUUCCAAAACAGUACAAGGACUGAAACACAGCCAUCUUUCGAAUUUCAUAUAUGUCUGAAAUUUGCAGCGCACUUCUCCAGCCAAGUAAUGUGUACAAAAAUGCAUUUACUAGGAUACAGUGUACAUAAAAAUACAUAUAUCAGUCAAAAUAACAUUCAAAAAUGCAUUAUGCUAGUGAAAACUGCUUGGUAAAAAUGUGCACAUUAGGGGAAAUGUUUGUAAAAUGUGUGUGUUAGGAGAAAUUUGCAAUACAAUGCUGGUGAGUUUUCAUGAGGACUUUUAAGAAAAUUGCAAACUGAUGUGCAAGGAACUUAAGAUUGGAAAAAUGAGAAACUGAAACUGAGAGAAGCUAAAAUUGACAGAUUCGUCCAGCCACAGCCAAGUCUUCCUGGGUCCAGGACCUUGAUGCCUCUAUACAUAUAAUACAGCCUCCAUCCUUGUAUAUCCUCCCAGGUACUUCAAUGCUCAUUCCUCAGUCUCAUUGGGGCUCCUCAAGCAAGUUCCGUAGCAACUGCAUUGAUGCUUCUGUGUUGCUUUUAAUAAUGUGCUUCACCCGAGAGAGGCUUCCUUAGUAAGAUUAGCUCUUUAAAAAAUGUCAUGACUUCUUAUUCCACUAAAAUCCAGCGAUAAGCAUCUGUGGCUGUCUCUUGCUCUUGAUAAUAAUCAUACUUAAUGGCACUUAGUACUCCUGUAGCACUUUUGCCUAAGUGCUCAAGUGCUUCUCAUAGAUUAUUCUCAGUAAUGCCUGCAACAAUUCCAUUAGAUAGAUAGAACAAUAUUUCCAUCCUUAUUAAAGGUAUUGUGGCUAAAGCUAAGGUAGUGGCAUGCCUAAGGCCAUCUAUGUUAAGUUCACGGCUCAGCUGGCAUUUGAACCAGGCCAUUCCAGCUCAUAUAUUCUGGUUUAACCAUCUGAGGGGAGACUUUCACACUGGAGGUGAACCUUUGGACCUCUGGAUGUUGAACUGCUGAACUGCAACUCCCAUCAGCCCCUACAAGCAUGGGCAAUGGUGAGGGAAGAUGAGAGUUGUAGUUCAGACUUAUAGGUUCUCCACACUGUCUUUAACCAGCUUCCUGAAGAUUAAGAGUACCAUGCAUAAGCUGCAGCCUUCCAGCACCUACGGCAGUCAUUGUGCUCGAUCCAGACUGAGUGAGUUGUAGUUAAUUCCCCACUGAAAUUAAUGGGGCUUUACGCAGUCAUGACUAGUGCUGCCUCCAGGUUUUGGAGGCCAUUGGGCAAGACACCCUCCAGGAGCACUCCUCUAUUAGUAAACAUAGCUCUUCACUUCAGCAGGUUAAGGUUGACGCCGGAUACCUGGCUAUGCUGACCCUUGAUAGGCAUGACUAACUUUCAGUGCAGCCCGGGUUCAGUUAAACCUAUGUGCAGCACAAAGGUGUAGUUUUUCUCAGUCCAGAGUCGUUCAUGCUAAUCCUCAACAUGCUGCUUUCAGUCUUGAUUAAUUCUACAUCUUACCUUCCACAAAGUUACUUGAUACAGUGGACGCUCGGGUUGCGAAUGUGAUCCGUGCAGGAUGCAUGUUCGCAACCCGCAGCGGCGUGUCUGUGCACACGCGGGUUGCGAUUUGGCACUUCUGUGCAUGCGCAAAGCGCGAUUUAGCGCUUCUGUGCAUGCGCGACCUUCGAAACCCGGAAGCAACCCAUUCCAGUAUUUUCGGUGGGUCUGUAACCUGAAAAAACACAACUUGAAGUGUCUGUAACCCGAGGUAUGACUGUACACAUUUGAAAACCCAUCCCUUGGUUAGGUUACCCGCACCUUUUGCUUCCUACACAUGCCUUGGGUGAAUGAAGGAGGUGGGAAUCCUGGUAUAUGCCCACUCACCAUGUCAUUGGGCAGGUGUAGACACACACACACACACACACAAUCGCUGGGACCACCUACAUCUGUUUUCAAAUGAAUACACUGGGGGCCCCAGUUCAGUACAGAAUUGUGUGAGCAGGGGGCAGGGACCCGUCAUCUGAGCUCAGCCUUGAGAGAUGCUUCAGGUGAUAGCCUGAUACAGUCUGAAACUAAAUGUUAGUUUUGACCCCUUCCCCACCUCUCUCACCGGUCUUCAUCUGUUUUAGAUAACAGGCAUGUGAUCACCAGGUUUGAGAUUUUUCUGAGGGUUCUUCUGUUAUUCUUUUGUUUGAGUUGAAUGUUUUCACUGAUCUCCAGUGCUUUUGAACUGAAAUUCUACACUAAUGACUCAUUUGUUUAUUUCAUUUUCCUGUUGACUAAAUUUUCCUGUUCCUGCUAAUGUAAGUAACCUGCUGUAAAUGUAUAUGUAUAUAUUUAUCCAACUUGAUAAGUGAGGCAAUAAAGAAUGGUAUUGCCCCUCCAUUCUUUCCCUUCCCCAUUGUCCACAUCCCCUUUUUCUCUGGGGUUAAUAUUUUACUUCAUUGCAAUGUGUUUUCUAACACCACAUGUCUCCUGUCUGCUAAGCCUUGCUACACUUGCUAUGUCCAGCUGGUUGCAUUUGUUGUUAAUACUUGCAUGCAUUUAUUAUGUGUUCCUUUUAUUAAUUCUCAGGGCUGCAUGUCCCCCUGACCCCUCUGGUUUAGUAACAGAGUUAAGGAUAGCUUAAAGCUCCCAUUUAUAUAUAAAUUGUCGCAAUUCCUUUGAAACAAGUCUUUGCUAAGCAGCACAGUAACCUGAAAAGUUACAGUGAAGACAAAAGCACCUUCUAAAACCAUAGUUGAGGCUGAAAGGAUUAAAUCAUUUGGUUGCUAGGGCAAUGAACUGGCUACAAACUUGCUCAUUCUUUUGUUGAAUAGUAAUACUCAUUUUUGAGGAGCUGUCUUCUCUGUCUCAGCAGUGAUUGACACUUUAGUGUUAUUAUUGGGUUGGACCCACUAUGUGUGUGCAGAACUACUCCCACACUACUCUCCAUGUUGUCCUGCUGACAGAAAUGGGGGAGGGGAUUUUCAGAUAUUCCCCUCCUUUCCCCUUGCAGCCCCCUGUGUCCCCUAAAAAUCUCUGCUCAAGUGUUGGGGGACAAUCUAGGAACAGCAUGGGAGUUGGCACUGAGAGCAAUGGGCAGAAGGUGUAAUUAGUGAAUAUUGCCUCCUGGGAAAGGGCAAGUCUGAAUCCAACCUGUUAUAAGGAGUUAUUUAUUAUGAUGGUGCAUAUUCCAGACAAGUUAUGCACUUUUAAGGCCUAUUAAUUCUGAUGGCAGAGAGGUGAGCACAUGCUAACUGUUUCUGUUAAGAUCAAUGAGAUGGAACUUGGGAUAGAUUGUAGCCUUGAUUAUAAAUUUACCAUGUGAAAUUUAGUAGGUGCUAUACAAUAAGAUUACGUUAUAACAGACAAAUUAUUAAGCAGUUGAUUAAAUUAAUGAAGGAGACUCGUGGGUCAAGGUGAAGUGCAAAGGGGAAACCUGUCUGUUUCCACACAUACCCAAUCUCUUUCCACACAACUGCAGCAUAAAAUGGCAUUGUUGACGUACUACCUAAUUUUGCUGAUUUACGAUUUUUAAGGCUCCAGGUGACAUUACGCUUCUGCAACCUAUAAAAGCCAUUAAGGGGCAAGUAAGGGCAGAGGCAGGCACAGAAAAGGAAGCAGAUUGUAUAGCUAACCAUUGGCAUUGUGGUCAAUAGUGAAGGGAACGCAACAGUAUGGCCGAAACUCCGUUGUGAUGGUCGAUGAGAUCAUUUGUUCCAGUCCUCCAAAAUAUCGUUUCCCUGAAGCUGGCUUGCGAAUAAUGAUUACAAACAAAUUUGGGCCGAGAACCAGGCUACGGAUGGCAAGCAGGAUUAUUAUUAAUGAGGUGAGUCUGCAAGGGCGGGAAUAAUUAAAGCGCUUACUCAAUCAUCUUUUUAUUUUUCGCAAUUCAUUUCAUCACUGUUAUGUAUUGUUUGUGCAGCGGUCAAUGUAUAUGAUGGUUUACGGAAUAAUUUAUUUGGAAAGUACUUUGCCCAAAGGCAUUCACAAUCUACUAAAGUUUUACAGCAAGAAGGGAAUUGGAAAGAGGAGGGAUAGGGGCGAAAAAGGGAACGAGGGAACAAAUGCAUGUAAUUUGUUGUGGUUCCAUAUUUCAUUGUCUGAAAUACUCCUUCACACAAGCUGCAGUCCUGAAAUACUUCUUCACACAUGGAUGUGGUAGCAGCCACCACCUUAGGUAGCUUUUUAAAAGGCAUUAGAUAAAUCUGUAAGGGAAAGCUCUAUCAGUGAAUAUUAGCUGCAAAGGUGUACAGAACCUUUCUGUCCAGAGGCAGUAUCUGGGGAGCAGCAAUGGGAGACUGCUCUUGCCUUGACAGAAGCAUUCAGCUGACCACAGUGUGGAAACAGGAUGUUGGACUAGAUCAGGGUGUCCCAAACAUGGAUCUCCAGCUGUUUUUGGACUACAGUUCCCAUCAUACCUGACCACUGGUCCUGCUAGUAAGGGAUGGUGGGAGCUGUAGUCGCAAAAAGCAGCUGGAGACUCGAGUUUGGGAAACCCUGCACUAGAUUAACCUUUUGUCAUAUCCAGCAAGCCUAUUUGUAUUUUUGUGUGGUUAAGAAUGAAGAUGUGUGACAGCUUAAGCAAGCAAUGACUUCAUAAGGUAAAGGUAAAGGGACCCCUGACCAUUAGGUCCAGUCGUGGCCGACUCUGGAGUUGCGGUGCUCAUCUCGCUUUAUUGGCCGAGAGAGCCGGCGUACAGCUUCCGGGUCAUGUGGCCAGCAUGACUAAGCUGCUUCUGGUGAACCAGAGCAGUGCACAGAAACGCUGUUUACCUUCCUGCCAGAGCGGUACCUAUUUAUCUAUUUGCACUUGACGUGCUUUCGAAAUGCUAGGUUGGCAGGAGCAGGGACCGAGCAACAGGAGCUCACCCUGUCGCAGGGAUUCGAACCGCCAACCUUCUGAUCGGCAAGUCCUAGGCUCUGUGGUUUAACUCACAGUGCCACCCGUGUCCCUUUGAACGACUUCAUAGGUAAUACUUAACUGGAUUUGGGCUCUUGUUUCCAGUGAUAAUGUCUAGGCUCAUUGUUUCUGACCAUUGGCCACUUGCCAACAACAUCUGGCGAGCCGCUGGCUCCCUACCCCUGGUCUAGGCAAGAUGAACAGGAGGGCAUUUUAAAGUGCACUUCUAGUGAUGGCAAAAAUAUGGUCCAGAUGAAGAUAGGCAGCUAUUCUGAUUUCUUGUUAACCUAGAUGCCCUUUUUGUAGCAUACAGAAGAUCCCAUCUCACUGUAUUUAUUUAAAAAAUAGUAGUUCACUUUUCCUCCAAAGGCAGCAUGCAUGAUUCUCUCCCCUUUUCACUCAUAUUUUAUCCUCAAAACAACCCUGUGAGGGUAAGUUAGGCUGAGAUAGUGACCUUCAUGAUUGUAAGGGAGUUUUGAACCUGAGUCUCCCCAGUUCUUGUCUGAGACUUUACUGUAGGCGUAUUAAAUAUUCUUCUCUCUCUAUUUUAUCAAUGUGCUACCCCUCCAGUUAUUGAGAUAUCUUUCUUUUCUGCAUUUCCAAUGUUCUAUUGGAGCUCAAGGGAAGGAAUAAAUUUUAUGGUUCUUGAUAUUAUUUAUGUUGAUGCAAGAGGAAAACUUAUAUAGAAAUAACUUUGGCAGCAGCAUUUCAUAUAUAUCAACACGAUUUUCAGUCUGAAAGAAAGAAGGCCACACAUGUGCUGAAAAUAUGCCAGAGUAAAUCUUUGGAUCCAACCAUAGAGGGCCAGAAAUGGCUAACUGAUGAAUUCUAAAACCAGAAUUGCCCAAAGAUGACACGGAGGGAGGGAGUACUUUAUGGCAAAAUUAUAUAAACAAACAAAAACAAGUAAGAUUAGGAAACACUCCAGAAAUGGUGUAUUCACUGGAUUUGGUUCACAUGUCUUCUAGCGCCAGCGACUAAUUCAUGCUGCCAAUGGCAAGCUGAUCCAGAAUGGGAAGCAUGAGAAUAUCGAAAAUGGGGCCAUCCAUGUUGAUAACCAAGAAGAGGAGCAUGAACAUACCAACCUGUCUCCUUUUUCACCACCAGGUAAAUCUCAAUUGUAAUACAGAAUGAAUGGGUGAGCAAGAUCGCUUUGCCCCAUGGAACCAGCCAUGGCAUUCAGCUUCCAAACUAUCACCACCACCCUCCAGCCAGCCGGUUCCUCUCACUUCCAGCUCUAAGAACAUGAAAAGCUGGACCAGACCAUUGGUCCAUCUAGCUCAGCAUUGUCUGCACUGACUAGCAGUGGCUCAGGCCAGGGUUUCACGCAAGGGUCUUUACCAGCACGACCUGGAGAUGCUGGGUAUUAAGCAAGGGUCCUUCUGCAUCAAAAGCAUGUGCUUUGCCACUGAGACCCAGCUCUUCUCCUUUUCCUUUGAUCACCAGUUAUGUCGUUUCCCCAUUCUCCUACUCUGCUUUGUCUUCUUACUGGUUGGCCCAGCAAAAAGGAGAAUAGGUAUAUUCAAGUUGCCUGCUUGGGUCGUCUACCAUUUGGAGACUCCAGGGAGCGGGGUUCAUUAACGUGUGCUCACCCAGGGGCCAGGGAUAGUAUGCAAGGCAAACUUUUCAUCUGUACACAAGUGAAUCUUGUACACAUGUUUGGAAUUGUUUGGCUGCAAUAAAAGUAGUCUCCAAGUUAUGAUCUCAGUGAGUGAAUAUUUGGUCUCCUUAAAGUGAACUCGUAUUCCUUAUCAGCUUUAUAUUUCCAGAAACGAUAUCUUAGAUUUGUUGCCAUUGCAAGUGGUCUUAGUAUUUUGGGUUAGGAAAUGUGCACAAAGGGAAUAUCUGAAUCACAAACUGAUUUAAGAAACAACUCCUCUUCCCAGGCAGCCCAGGAAAGGGCAGUUAUGUGAAGAUGGCAAAGAGAAUUCUCAUCUUUCUCAGCAAACUAAAAAACACACACCACAGGAUACUUUAUAGGAAGCCAAAGCAGCUAAAGUGAUAUAGAAUGCUUGUACAUUUAUGUGAAGACAUGCCCCAGGGACUGAUUGUGGCAUAUGGAUGAGUCUUACGGGGUACAUUCAGACUAUUCCUGCAAAUCCAUGCUUCCUUCCUCAAGAAUUGCAGGCUUCAGUUUCCCCCUCCCCUUUAAAUGCUGAAGUUGCAAUAUUGUACCCACAUGUCCCCUUCCUUGAAACUCCUUCAGAUAAAUUAGAUGCAAUUUGCUGUAGAUUAAAAAAAGAGACCUUGAGAGGGGGAGGGUCAUCAAAUGGUUCAGAUCACGGAAGUAGCUAGAUCUUACAUAUACUGUACUCUACUGGUUUCCGUGGACCUCAUCAGACGCCACAGGGUUCUUGGUUUUUUCUGCUGCAACAUACCCACCGGGAAAUUAUUUUAAUAGAGCGCCCGCAGCAAAUUGUGCCCAUUGGGUCAAAUAUCUAUGCCUUCCACUUCCUGACUUUAAUCAGACCCAGUUCAUCCAGCCCUAAGAAUAAAUGACUGCUGUGAAUUGUUAUGAAGAUACAAAACUUCUUCUAACCUUAAGGUUAGAAGAAAUUGCUGACAACAGCUUAAAACCAAUCUGUGGUUUUUGGCUAUUGGUUUAGCUAUGCUCCAAAUUGUUUUCUAUUCUCUGUGUUUCAUUGGAAAACUCGUAUAGUCUUUGAUCUAUAUUCAGUAUGUAGCAAGUGAAUUACAUUGCUCGUAUCUUGUUAAGUCACUUUGAAACCUUUUCUUUUUUAUAUAAAUUGACUGGCAAAUGUAAAUUAUAGUCACAAUCGUAAUGGCUCUUCCCUCCUCUCCCCUUUUGGGAUUUGUUUAGCUCCCUGAACUUCAUCAUCAUCAUUAUUUUACCAGUCGCUGGUAACCAAAGGAUGGGAGAGUUCUCUUGUUCUCUUGUCCUCAAAUCCUGCUUGCUGGUUUCCCACAGGCUUCUGAUUGGCCACUGUGAGAACCGUAUGCAGGGCUUGAUGAGCCAUUGGUCUCAUCCAGCAGGCUAUAUAUAUAUAUAUAUAUAUAUAUAUAUAUAUAUAUAUAUAUGCAACCUGCAUUUAAUAAUAAUAAUAAUAAUAAUAAUAAUAAUAAAAAGAGUGAGAUAGAAAUGAACAAACAGAACUUAUUACAUGCUGUAAGGCAUAGUGGUUUGAAUUAAGAAUAGAACUGCUGGUUUAGCUACUAGCUUAAUUUUAAUUUGUUUAUUCAGCUUCUUCUUUUUAAAGAACAUCCCUUACAAUAGUUGAUGUACAGCCGACCGCACUGACCAGCAGCUCUUAUGCUUCAGACUACAAAGGAGCAAUGGAUCAGUUAAGAAUUCAAGGGUUUACAUAAGAGCCCUGAAGACCUGUGGCAUAAAAUCAUGAGGGUUUUUUUAGUAUCUGUUCUUCUGCUGUUGAAUUUUGUUGAUAUUCUAGGACUUCUGCAUGCACAAUGAGAAUUCCUUUCCCUCUCCUCUCCCCAUGUGCCCCCCCAAAUCUGUUCUCUGUUUUCCACCAACCUUCUGGAAAAAAAUUUGGGGUAGGGUAGGGACACAUGGAGAGAGGAAAGGUAGAGGAGCUCCUGUUGUACAGGCAGAAGUCCUUGUGUUAACAAGAUGACUUUGCAGGAUACAACCCUGUAUGUCUUUGGUCUGUAACAUCUCAAGGCCAAACUACACAUUCAAAUUUCUGUAAUGGUUUUGGUUUUUUUAAUGAAUAGUCAUGGAAGGCCAGGGAGAGAGUAUAGAUCAGAACGUUGUCAUAGAGGGAGGUUUUACCCUUUCUUCACAUCAAGCUCAUGAUCCACCACAACUGUUCAAAAAGGGAGGAAAGCAAGCAUUACCCGCCACCAUCCUCCAAAGUGGCCCAGUCGCAAAACAGUUUUCACCACUGCAAGUUGUUGUUUUUAGGAAGAGACAGGGGUUUUCAGCUGUUCGGUUAGAAAGGCUACAUGGCACAAGUGCAGAAUUUGGCAUGAAAUCAACAUUCAGGUGCCAGUGUUUGGGGGCUUAUUUUAAGGCAAAUAUUGAGGUUUCCUGGCUUAAUGAAUUACAGUCAUACCUCAGGUAGCUUCAGGAUAAGUAUUUUCGGGUUGCGCGCUGUGGCGACCCGGAAGUAACGGAGCGCGUUACUUCUGGGUUUCGCCGCUUGUGCAUGUGCAGACGGUCAAAAUGACGUCACGCGCAUGCGCAGAAGCGGCAAAUCGCUACCCGUGCAUGCGCGGACGCUGGUUGCAUUCGCUUCUGGAUGCGAAUGGGGCUCCGGAACGGACCCCGUUCGCAUCCAGAGGUACCACUGUAUUUAUUGAUAAGUUUAAGCAAUGUGGGGAUUGCCUUUUAAAUUGUCCUCAGUGAAGGUUCUAGGGUAAGCAGUUUUCCUUCCCUAGUCUGUUCUACUCAUUGUGAUCCCAAGAGCAAUUUGAAAGGUGCCUUGAACACCACUGGUAAUCAGUGACAGAACUAUUCCUGCUAGGCAAUGUGGUGGAAUUGACAGAGCAUUAGACUAGGACUGGAGAGACUUGGAUUCAAAUCUCUGUUUGGGGCCUAACUCAAGCAUCAUGUCGGUGAAAAAGUGGACAGGGCUAUACCUGCUGGAAUCUCCUUGUUACAAAACUGUUGAAGCUGCAGGAGCCUUGUUGUAUCUGGCCACUCUACCAGCAUGACUGUGUCUUAGUUUGUUUUCACACUAGCAUUUUCCCUGGUAUUGACAGCACUAGUAAAUGGCAUGGUGGAGCAGAGGCACUUUGCCUGAUCUCGUGGCAGGUGACUCAUUGUUUCUUACCAGGAGGGUGAGGGUGGAGGCAGUGGGGAGGGCACCGCAGUGCAAACACAGUAGCCAGGAGCAUUGCAUUGACUCUGCUGAUACAUUUGCACCAUGCUGCCACCUCAUGCCUCCCCCUACAACGAAACUGCAGCAGUGCAGCUGACUGGAGGUCAUGUCUCUCCAUCCCACCAUGCUACUGAUUGCCAAUCUUUCUCCACUAACUUUUACGGUGCAUUCAAGCAUUGUCAGCCCAGUGCAUUAUAGUAUUUUCUGCUCAGAUGUUUUGUCAGUUCUGAGUUCAGAUGAAUUAAAAAACCCCAGAAAAACCCACAACUGCAGCACCAACUAUCUAGUGCAACAGACAAACUGCUUCAUGGGUAUGAUCUGUUUUGUGGCUUCUUGUGGAUCGAGGCUGAGGGGUUUUCCAUUGCACAGGGCUUCCACUGACAGAACCCAUUAACUGAAUCCUGUCCAAUAGGUUAACUGUUUUCUGUACAUGCAUACUAAAGGCCAAAGUAGACAUGAGGCAAGAAUGUGGUUGAUAACGCUAAUGUGGAGGGUGGAGCAGGGAUCGGGGCCAUGUUUUUGUUGGCAUCUUAUUUUAUUCUGAACAGUUGCUGUAGUACCAUAUGGGCACCAAUAAAUUGCAUGUUGGUAUAUUUUUAAAAAAAUUAUCAACGUGCCCACAUUUUAUGUUUAAGUACUGAUAUUCAAAUUGCUCCUUUUCCCUUUCUUAUUUUUCAGAAGGAAAAAUGGACAAAGUCAAGUGGAUUCUGACCUGGCCGCUGAUAAUCCUCCUCUUUUUCACCAUCCCAAACUGCAGCAAACCACGAUGGGAGAAUUUUUUCAUGCUGACGUUUCUCUUAUCCACCCUGUGGAUUGCUGUGUUUUCCUACUUUAUGGUGUGGCUGGUGAGUGCAAAGACACUUUUUAACAUGAAGAUUUAUUUUGAAAUACAGUUCAGAAUACAGGUUCCAGUAAGGAAUAACUCCACAUACCAACACAGGAGGUAGGGAAUAGAUGACGUGAUAGAGGCACUAUUGGCCAUGAUAUGCACUCAUCCUAUUAUCAUCUCUGCUCACACAAACAGGGACAUUUCUUUGUUGGGUUCAGUAACCUGCAAAACAAAUUUGGCCAGCGAGAACAAUGGGGCAAAAGCGUGUGUGUAAUUGUAGGCAUCUACAUAUUUACUAUAUAGUUUUGUAGCCUUAAUUAUAUUUUAUGGUCAUUUGUUUUUUUAAAAACAUAGGCAACUGAACUACCAUCUUACCACCACCAUUUAAUUAUUUUAAAACAAGUUUAUGCAUCACAUUUUUAUUUUGCAUUUCCUCCAAGGAAUGCACAUACAUUGUUCUCACUUGCUAAUUUUACCUUCACAACAAGCCGUGAGGCAUUUUGGACUGAGCUAUGGUGGCUGGUCUGAGAUCAUCCAGGCAUCUUCAGGGUUGAGUGGGGAUUUGAACCUCAGUUUUCCCAGUUCUAGUCUUCUAUAGUAGCUCAGGCCCAGGGGCCAUAUGAGGUCCUUUCAAGUCUCUACCCCACUCCUGGGACUCUCAUCAGGCCAAGCCCCCUCUCCCCAGACCACAACACCUUACUCAUCCUGCUCUGUGCCCUCCUCAAAAGGGCUUUAGCCCAGGGGAAUGUGUCCUCGAACCAUAACAAUACUUCUUGCUUGUUUGGAUGGAGACAGGUGUCUGUGUGUGUCUGUGAGUGUCUGUGAGUAAGCCUAUGAUUGGCUGGAAAUUCCCCUAAUGGGCAAAGGUAAGAGACACACACAUUGUUCUGUGCACUUUUUACCUGCCCGCCUGCUGCAACCACCACACCACGUUGGGGGACCCAUCUGCACUAUACAGUUAAAGCACUGUUAUGCUUCUUUAACAGUCAUGGCUUUCCCCCAAAGCAUCCUGGGAGCUGUAGUUUGGGUGUUGAGAGAUGUUAGGAGACCCCUAUUCCUCUCACAGAGCUACAAUUCUCAGAGUUCCCUGGGGAAGAGGGAUUGUUUGUUGAACCCCGUCUGGGAACUGUGGCUCUGUGAACAGGUUUCUCCUAACAACUCUCAGCACCCUUAACAAACUACACAGUUCCCAGCAUGCUUUGGGGGAAGCCAUGACUGUUCACAGUGGUAUAAUAGUACUUUAAAUGUAUGGUGGCCUGGCUUUCUAUGGUUUUCCUGCUGUGUUAGAUCAGCAGCGAAGAGUCGUGCCCGUUGGAGGAGAAAUAUAUUGGUAUUUAGGAUAGAACCCAAGGGCUGCAUAGUUGAACCAUCCCAGGCAGCUUAUGUACGGAUUGCCACUUCACAUGUUUUUUGAUGCCUCACACAGGCGCUGGGAAUGUCUCCCGCACAAUUUCUAUUAAAUGAAUGGGAGGUAGACAAAGGAACACACCACACAGCUCUCCUCUUGUGGAUGAUCCCUGUUAUCUGCAAGUACCUUUUUGUUGUUGUUCUAGGUGGUUAGGCAAAUUAUUGCUGCAAUUUAGUUCCAUUUCUGAAAUUCUCAUGUUUGUGUGUUUGAUUCACUUUAAUUCCCACACACUUAAAGUAUCCUGUGAGUCACAAUUCUUAUCGUGAACGCAGGGCCGCCAAAAAAGAGGCUUCUCUAUUGUUUUCAACUCCUGUGUUUUCCUUUGUCGCGUAGGUUACAGUGAUUGGUUACACUCUGGGGAUCCCUGAUGUUAUCAUGGGCAUUACCUUCCUAGCUGCAGGAACCAGUGUGCCAGACUGUAUGGCCAGUUUAAUAGUAGCAAGACAAGGUAUGGUCUGCAUUGGUUUCAGGGAAAUGGGGCGCGUGUUCUCGACACAUUCAAGCAAUUCUCUUGCGUGUGAUAUACACAAAUGGGUUUGACCCUGUUUGAAAAGCAAUGUGUGGCUAAAAUAGGGUUGCAAUGGUUAAUUGCUUAGAUUAAUCAAAUAAAUACUUUUCAUUAACUAAAUAGGUGCUCUUGAUUAAUUGGGUAGCAGGUAUAUGCAUACACUUGAGGAAAAGGACAGAAUACCUCGUUUAAGAUGUUGCUGGACACCUGCAGUUUUGUAGAAGUUAAAAAUUACUGGUUCUGGUAUGCAUAUGCAAUUUUUUAACCAGUUUUUAUAAGGUACCCCCCCUUUCAUAUAAGAUCUCUGCUGCUAUGCACAUAUUAGAUCAUCUAGAAAGAAAGGGGGGGUUCCAUGUCAUACUAAAACAAAUGUUCAGUCAGUGCAACAUUUCUGCUUCCCUGCUAGAAUAACCUCCCCUCUCCUUCCCUUGCGUGCUGUUCUGGGGAAGUGGGUUCUCCCAGAAGUUAACUCUCCAGAUGUUGUUGAGCUGCAUCUCCCAUCAUCCCUAUUAACCAAUGAUGCAUGGGGCUGCUGGGAGCUGGAGUUCAACAACAUCUGGAGGGCCACAGGUUUCCCAUUUCUGAUUGGGUUUUGUACUGGUCAAGGGAAGAAAUCAAUGGAGAGCCCUAGAAUCCAUGCUCAAAUUUUUACUCCAACCUCAGAGUUAAUGUGGCAUAUCUUAAAUCAACUUUUUGACCUUUAAGUAGGUCUCUUAAAUUUGAAUCAUCAGUCAAGAAAAUAAUUACAGCUGAAAUAAAAAGUACUAGCUAUUAGAAUUAAGUGAAUGUCAUUGUAUUAAGAUACAUGACUAAGGUGCCAAGGGUGUCACAUAAUCCUCCAAGAUUUAGUCUUUGCAUACCUUAGGACUACAAAUAUACUAUGGUUUUGAACCAGUCCAGAUGACAUGGGACUCAUUCCCACACUAUGAGCUAUGAAGACUGCUGUUUUCUAAACCUGGUGAACAUUCUCAGAGAGAUCCCUGGCCAGCACACAAACCUAUAGCCCCCAAGGCCAUGACAGCUAAGCCCAUAUAACCCUUCUUUGAUAACAAGAGUUACUGUAUCAGUCUGAUUUGGGGGUGGGGGUCAAAUGUACCAAGAGAAAACCAUAAAAAUAAAACAUGCAAGAAUGGUGAUAAGCUUAUUGCCUAAACAUGACUUGUCCUCUCUACUUCUUGCUUGGUUGUAAAGACAGUCGUUGCAUGAAUAAAUGUGCUUGUUUUAAUUGUGAAAUUAUUCCCUUUUCAGGCUUAGGUGACAUGGCAGUUUCCAAUACAAUUGGCAGCAAUGUGUUUGACAUUCUGGUGGGCCUCGGAGUGCCAUGGGGCUUGCAGACGAUGGUGGUUAAUUACGGCUCAUUUGUACGUAUACAAACUUAGACAUUCCUCAUUAAACUUCUUGUUUCAGAAGCAGAUACAGUUGAAAGACCAUUAUCUGGGCACUGCUUAGCUGAAAUUCCUAGGUGUUCAAAUUCACUGUGUGUCCAGUCCUCCAAAAAUUCAGACACACACGAGAGAGAGAGAGAGAGAGAGAGAGAGAGAGAGAGAGAACACUGUACAUAGAUUCCAUAAUUUGAUUUCUCCAACCCAGAUCUUUCUUGACCAAGUACUUUGAUCCCCUGCUAUGACACCACUAUAGUUUGGGGAGUUGGGCCUUGCAAGGCAGGGGUGGAGAACCAUUGGCCCUCCAGUUGUUGUUGCGCUACAACUCACAUCAUUAUCCCUGACAGUUGGCCAUGAAGGGCCUUGAUUAAGUAGCCCUGCUGGCAGGUGAAAAAAUUGGCCACUUUUUCUCACUUCACAUGGGCCAGCUGCCCAACUGGAAGUAGUGCCUUGACUGUUGCAAACUCCACAGUUACAAUACAUGUCCAAUGAGUUCAGCCACACAUAAAGCAGCAAGACAACCCAGAAUCCUCCCCAAUAAUACAGAGGCAUCUGCAGUGUCCUUCUGUUUAUCAUGGGUACCCAACAAUAGGCCAUAGAACAGCCGGUGGGCUGUGCCUGGCUUAAGGCACUGUGUAGCUCAAUAUAAUGGGUGGUUCUACAUGUUGAAGCUUCCCCAACUGCUACUGGUUUCUCAUUUGUUAGUCUUCAGCUCCUGGUUUGAUAGGAUUGCUCCCUCUGCUGUUGCCAAAGAUACAGCCUUAUCCUCUCCUCACUUUGCCCAGUCAAAAGCACAGAAAGAUCAGUGGCGGACUUUGGGCUCUGAAAUUUCAGCAGCGCCCUGUGCCAUGCUAAAAUUUGGCACCCCUCCCUUGCCUCUCACGCUCCAUUCUACAUCAUUGUUGUGGCACCCCCUGCAGCACUGGCGCCAAGUGUGGCAGAAGCAGUCCUGCUACCCUAAAACCACCUCUGCAGAGAUGCAUUACACUCCAGGUUCCUGUUUGGAGCUGGUUUUUGUUGUGGAAAAUAAUGUCUGAUCACUGCUGCUCUCUGGUUCUUUAAUCAGAUCCUUUUCCGCUGAUGUCCAUAGCACAGUCCCCAUUGACUUCAAAUGAACAGAAAAUUUCCUUUGUUUAUACAGAACUAAACCUCGUUCAUUAUUUUUGCAUGCACCAUGUUACGUAGAAAACAGCAAUUUGCUAGUUAGUGCGUCCUUGAGGUACAGUGGCAUAGUUUUCAGCUGCAUUUUUCUCCUUCUGAUUUUCAUAGGUCAAGAUAAACAGCAAAGGUCUAGUCUAUUCUGUCGUCCUUCUCCUGGGAUCUGUAGCUCUUACUGUAAGUGUGUAUUGUAUUAGUCAUUCUUUGCAUCCAGUCAGUUUCAUGUGGUACAGCUAUAUAAUUUGAAUGUGAUGCCAGAAGCCAGGUUCUCCAGAGAACUUCACAAUUCGUGUAUUUUUAGAUGCCAAAGCUUCAUUGAAAUCCAUGAAAUCUCAAGAGGUAUAUUUCCUUUAUAUUUUAGGUAACACUAAAGGCAGCUGCAAAUCUCUCCUGACUAGAGCAACAUGCUGUCAUGUUUCAAGGCUGUCAUUCAGUUAAAUAAAUCCUAAUUGAUUGAUCACAUGAACUGUAGUUAGUCAGUUAAAUUUCCAGACAUGUUUUAAUUUAAGAUAAAUAAUGGUUCUGAAGUGAUGAUGAUGAUGAUAUACUUCCUUUGGGUUUUAUCCAGCAUUGCAGAAUCUGUAUCAUGGGCUAGGUAUUGACCAAGGUCCAUACCACAACAGGUGACCCCCCUCCAAGCCCUAUCUCUCUGCAUAUCCUCCUCCUCUGCCGCCACUUUUGUACCCUUUUUAUGCGAGUGAGCAUUGGACAAGAUGCUCCCCUUCUGCUCCCAUCCUGCUGUUUGUGUACUGCAAAGCUUCACUCAGAAACCCCUGACAGUCUCUCAUCCGCUACUGGUAUGUGUGGAGUAAAAAAUCCUCAUGACAUCAGAAUGCAUGGAUGCCAGUUUCCUUGUGCAGUGAUUGAAAUACAAAUUUAGAAAGGUCCUUUGAGGCUGAAGCGUUUGUUUCCUCCAAUACUUGUUUAACUCAUGCAUCAUAUUCUUGCAGGUUGGCGGGAUCCAUAUAAACAAAUGGAAACUUGACAAGAAACUGGGCAUCUACGUGCUCGUCCUUUACGCCGUUUUCUUGUGCUUCUCGAUACUGAUAGAGUUUAACGUCUUCACUUUUGUCAACUUUCCAAUGUGCCGAGAAGAUGACUGA